CUCCUUUUGGAAUUUAGUCAAUUCCCCUCCCAUACUCACGAAGUAGCGCGCUGAGACUUUUCCAGUUGAGUGAAGUAUGAGGGCUGGCUGCGUAAGGGAUCUGGCACGUCGGGGGUGACCAGAUGUUGGGAUGAAAUCACGACAGACGAGUGGUAGGUGUCAUAUGAGAGGCGUCUGCCGGGGCAGGCCCCGGGAACUCUCUUUUAUUGAAUAUUACAAACAUUGCCACAGGUGUGCUUGUGGCUGAUUGGUUGAUACAAACACAAAGCAUCUUGUUGCUGAUUGGUUAACAUAGGUACAAGGCGGGAAUUACAUACAACCAUUUAUCACUGAUAGAUCAAAGGAUGAGAAAUGGAGCUGGAACUAGACAGGCAUGAAACCUCCUAAUUAAAUUAUAACUAAAGAUUGAUAUUGAAAGAACAUAACAUGAAAGAAUACAACAAUCGCAUUCCGUAGAUGUGGUCAGCAAUGCAUUAAGAACAGGUCAGGAUACACUGUUUCAUGAACUCAAUGGGAACUGUUCAGAACAUUCUCAGACUCUUGUGCAGAAGCAGAGAAAAGAUUAUGAGCGAGACUUCCCAGAAUGCAAGAGAAAAGAAGCAAUAGUUCUCAUAGUCCCAUAAUGCCACAGUUAUGUGCAGUAAGAGAACUGCAGAAAGAAAACUUCCCUUCACCCUCCCAGGUUGUUGGGCUCCAUCUGCCCCUCAUUUCCCAUGCUCAUACAUACAAUCAGAAUUACAGAGUUGGAAGGGACCGCAAGGCUCUUCUAGUCCAUCCCCUGCAAUACUGGAAUCUUGCCCAAUGCAUAGCUGUCAACUUACAGAUUUGAAAAUAAGGGACCAGCAGCCAAAAUAAGGGACCUUCAGCCUCACCUGUUCCAGGCACUCCAGUCUUCCUGCAGUCUGGUCAAACUCAUGCUGGUUAGCUUCGAGAACACUGUCCAGCCAACUUUGUAACCAGAGGUUCAACGGGCGGCAGGAAGGGAGGGAGAGGAGCUGCUUCCUUUGAAACCCGGGAAAUUUAAGGGACAUCAUCAAUAAGGGACAGCAGCGGGACACGGCGCUGGGAUAAGGGACUGUCCCUUCAAAUAAGGGACACUUGACAGCUAUAGCCCAAUGUGGGGCUUGAGCCCACGACCCUGAGAUUAAGAGCCUCAUGCUCUACCAACUGGGAGACUGCACCACGCUCAUAUGUUAGAAAUCAUGGCUUUUUGAAACUUGUUUAUAGACAUUUUGAUGAAUCCAAACGCCGGCUCAGGAUGAGCGGUUCUUGCCCAAUCCGCAAAAGCAGCAGGAAGGGGGCACGUUGGCGAGAGCCGAGCCCCUUUUGCGCGCGCCCCACCCGCCUGCAGCUCUGCCUCUCCCAGCCCCGGCGCCUCGGCCAAGGCAGCCUGCAACGUGGCCCCUCGCGCUUCUCCGCCCCGCCCGGCAGCCGUUGGCCCGCGGCGGCGCCAGCGCGCCCUUCUCCCGGGCCCCGCCUUCGAGUUCCUCGGCGCCCGUUACUGGUCGCCGGCGGCUGCGGGUCGAGCGAGGGGCGCCAUGGCGCUGCUUGGUCUGCUGCUGGCGCUGCGCAGCGUGUGCCUGCUUUCUGCGCUGGGUGAGCCUGCUGCGCCCCCGGGGGCCCCGCUCCUCCUCUGGCCUUUCUUCCUGGCUCCUCGGAGGGGCCGCUGCCGUUUUUCUCGGUAUCCAGGCGCCAUCCGUGCGCAUUGCCCGUCCCGCGGAGCCCGAGAGGGGACGAGAGGGCCGGGAAGCGCUGCGGUGGCCGAGCGGGGGUGCGGCCACGCUGCUGCCCCCUCUCCUGCUCUGCUCCCCGGGCCAGGCCUGACCCGGCGGCGGCGGAGCUGCGGCCCCGCACGAGCGCAGCUGCCGAGGAAGAAGCUGCUCCGGGGGCGGCGCCUCUUUGCUGCAGAAUGAGGCUGAGGGGCACGAAGGCCGCCUUCCUUGGCCCCUAAACUCCUCCCCUUGAAAAAGUCACAGCUACACUGCAAAUGUGUAGUUACAUACAUACGUACGGACGGACAUACAUUCAAAUCUGCCACCUUAGCUGUCAUGGCUCCAUGCCAUAUAUGCUGAAAAACGGUAAUUGGUUGAGGGGGCUGAAAAUUCUUGCAAAAUGAUUUCCCUCUAGUACCCACCCAGAGCUUAUCUAAGUGCACUGUAUUCACGGAUAAAUGGCUAUAGAAGCGUCUCUUCUGUCUAGGGUCUCAGCGAACAUUCCUCCAAGUGACUGUUCCUCAGAGGAUCCCAUCUUACGUCACUGGAAAUACGGUAUUGUGUUUGAUUAUGAAAAGUGUUCUACCUGACCUUUCAUUCCAGACUGCCCUGUCAAGGCUGUUUACUUUUAGGGUUGCCAUAUUUCAAAAAGUAAAAACCGGGACAUCCCGAAAGUUGUUGACCCCAAAAUUGUUGACCAUGAUUUUUCAUUUGACCUGCCUAAGAUCCAGGACAAAGCACCACCUUUCGGAAAUUCCCCCUGGAUAACAAUUUCGCCUUUGAAAUCUUGGUAAUGUCUGGGAAAUUCUGGAUGUAUGGCAGCCCUAAAGUAAAAGGUUUUUUUUUUAAAAAAAAAAUGCUAACUUUUAAAACCAACAAUGUUAAUUUGAGCAGCAGCAGACAAGUUGGUUUGCACGAGGCAGUUAGUGAAGCUAUGGCUUACUGAGACUGCGCAAACGUGUAGAGUUCCUGGAGAACUUUGCCCCAUCCUGGUCCUUUUUACUGCCACAUUGUGCAGAACUAAGCCAACUCCCACAUCAUCCCAUAGAGAUAAAUGCUUCUGUUUGGGGAAGCGGGGGAGGGCAAGAAAAAAGUUCCCCCACUAAUGUGAACAAGGUUCCUCUUGCAGGUAGCCUAGAGACAGGAACAGGAGCACUCCUCUUAGGGGGUGGACAUAUGCUGCAACAUUUUGCUGUGGAUCCCAUUUGUAGCAUUGUAAAGCGCUGCAUGGGAACCACUGUUCUAAUCCCACUUCCAACUAAAGCCAUUAUUACUAUUAUUAAUUUAAAUUUCUGUACUGAGCUUCAUGAUUGAAAUGACUCUGGCUUGCAGUGGCCACAAGCCAUUUGUUAAAAUCUGUUCUUCAUCUGUACUACUUUUUACCAUCUGUACCAUGUGGAGUGUGCACAAAUUCUUUGCAUAGGCUGGAGUUUCAUGUGUAAACAAAAUAAAAACUAUAGCAUGAUUAACCCUUUGGCUAUUGCAGGAAAGGAUGACCUUUGAUAUUGAUAUAAAUGGAAAGCCAUAUAUCAUUCAUCUGAAGCAACAGUGAGUAGAAUAAAUAACUGGGAUUUGCCCCCCAUUCUAUAAGACAUUGCAAUCUUGUUUAAUAAAUCCUGGUAGUGUCUAGAAAGAUUUCCUAGAAAGCUUUUCUGAGGAAGAGAGGGGACAAAGCACUCAGCUAUCCUCUGUAAAGAAAACAAGCUUACUUUCAGAAGUAAAUCUUAAUAGCCUCCUAGGCUGCCAAUUUGAAUAAAAUAUGGGGUGCAGGUAAGCCCCGCCCUGAAUAAUUGAUCACAUGAUGCAGCACACACAGACCAUUUGAAUGACAAUGCCUAUCAACUUGUGGGACCUUGGCCCCUAGGAGUUGGCUCCUUUGUAGCCUCCUGGGAAAACCUUCUUGCAUUUAAAAUGUGCCCACAAAGGUACCUCUGCCAGCCAGUGCACGGAAUUGCUGAGAAGGUAAAAUAUUGUAACAGAAGGGGAGGCGCACCCCUUAUAAAGGCCCAAGGACCUCAUUCCAUAGAGGGCAGCUUUUCUGGAGCUGCAUGCCAGUGGGGUGGGGGUGGCAGGUCCAGCGACAAAUAAUGGGUGCACCCUUGUGUGGCAGACGUGCCAGCCAUGCAAAAUUCAAAGGUUUAUACACCUGCCCCCGCCCCACCACCUUCAUCCAGGCAAGCAAGAGGUAUGAUAACAGUUCCAUAACACAUUCCAGCCAUGCAGAAGCACUUUGGGAGGCUAAGAUGCCUUUUCUUAAAUGUUGCCAAGAGCCGCCACCCAAAAAGGCCUUGCGGGCUCCAUAUGCACAUCAUGGAACUCCUUGCGCUGAUGGUACACAUUAGUUGGAUACUGCUCUGAGUCACUGUCACAUAUCAGGACAUGACAGCAGGCACUGUUGUAACUUUCUGGACCAUUUCUCCCUCCUUCCCUCUUUUCCGUGCCACCUUUGUGUAUUUUUUAUGCUUUGUUUUUAGAUCCUUUUUAACCAAUGAUUUCAGAGUUUAUACGUAUAGCCAUGGAGGGUCAGCAGUGUCUUUUGUUCCUCCCAUUCAGGUAAGAUUCUCUCAGGUGUAGGAAACAGGUUUUUCUUUGAGUGGCUAUCGUUCGAGCUACAUUAGACCUGCCAAUCAAUUUUUUAAAAUAGAUUAACUAUAGUAGUUUUAACUGAUUAGUUGAAAUAUAUAUGUUGAUAAUAAUUAAGAAGGCAGGGAAUUUUCGAAGCACGCAUCAAACAAAAACAGACAUCCUUACACCGAGUGUGCCACACAUUAGCGUAGCUGGGGGUGGGAAGGAUCACGGCAGUUGUUGGUCAUUUCAGGUGCUGCAGGGUGGCACCUGAAAUUGGCGGCUGGUUGCCCUAAACGAAGCUCAACACCUUUGGCCUGCUCCUGCACUGGUGGGGGGUGUUAGGCCGCUGGUGCCACUUGUGCACCUUGUUUCACCACCAGCAGCAGAGGAUUGGCCCAUCGCACAAAUUCAUAUGCGGGUUCCAGUGCAUCCAUGGUUAGGCAAUAUGCAGUGGAGAAACAAGCCUAGAUACCCCACUCUCUGUGGUGCUGCUGGAGCAGCUUUCAAUGGACUGUCCACGUGAGCAUCAACCCUGACUGUGACCAGAAGGGAAACUGCAGUUGGUCAGCCCAAGAGGAAAGGUGAGUAACUGCAUAGUUUGGUUUUAGGUAACAACCCGAAAUUUAGCCUGUUAACCUCUCAUUUGAAUUGUGUGCUCUAGGAUUGGAUUUCAUAUAGCAGUGUAUGUAUUUCACUUUUGAGUUGCCCCCUGGUAGUAGGUAAAGUGUUCUGAUUACUCUUUCUAGCGCAAUUGCUACUAUCAAGGCUACAUUGAAGGCUAUACUGAUUCCAUUGUGAUGCUCAGCACCUGCCUUGGGCUUAGGUGAGACCUAUGUGUUAUUCUUGAACAGAACCCUUUGUUCCUCAGUCCCAAGUUCAGCUGCCUGCAGAGCACUCCAGGGCUUUGAGCAAGGAUAACCCCACUGAAAUUUGACAUCCUGCUUAAUAAGCCAGAGUGGCAAAGUAUAACUAGGCAUGGAUGAAUCAGCCUCUUCACAAACACACACAUGGUAAAAGUCAAGGUAUAAAUUGAACUCCCUUUUAUAACUGACAUUUAACUAACAUAUAUCAGCAUUUUCUACUCACCAGUUACAUGCAGUCUCAAGUAUAUAUUUCCCAAAUAGCUUCUCUGAACACACACUGAGGAUCUGUUCAUUUUAUAUGGAUUGCCAUAACAUGCACACCUGAUACAACAAAAUAGUCGGGUGUUCUAGUCAGUAAAGGUAAAGGGAACCCUGACCGUUAAGUCCAGUUGCAAACGACUCUGGGGUUGCGGUGCUCAUCUCACUUUGCUGACCGAGGGAGCUGGCGUUUUGUCCGUGGACAGCUUCCGGGUCUUGUGGCCAGCAUGACUAAGCUGCUUCUGGCGAAACCAGGGCAGCGAACGGAAACACUGUUUACCUUCCUACCGGAGCGGUACCUAUUUAUCUACUUGAACUUUUACAUGCUUUCGAACUGCUAGGUGGGCAGGAGCUGGGACUGAACAACGGGAGCUCACCCUGUCGCAGGGAUUCGAACUGCCAACCUUCUGAUUGGCAAGCCCUGGGCUCUGUGGUUUUUGUUUAGUACUCAGGGAAAAGGCUGUCUUUUUCAGUUUUCUUUCAAAUGGGAUUAUUUCCAUCCCAUGUCAGCUUCUCCUAUGUUAGGGAUGGGCUAACCCCAGACUGUGUACCAGAUUUGGCCCACUAGGUCUUACUGUUUGGCCUAAACACCUUUCCCCAUGAACCAUGCCUAUGUGCUCCACGCUGAUGCCAUAUGUGGUAGGUCAUAUGUAGAAACAUAGUUGGAUUGGCUGCUCACACAGCCAGUCCCUGCAGAAAGUAGGAUUGAACUCCCUGCCCACCAGCUGAAGCAUUGCAUUGGACUGAAAUGGGAAUUUAGCUUUUGGCUACCGAGUCACGGUUUGCACCAUCAACAUUUUUUUGGGGUGGGGGGCUUCUUUUCCACCUUAUCUCCUCCUACCAGUGGGCUGUUGCAGUUUGAGAACAGCAGCUACGGAAUUGAGCCAGUUGAAUCUGCUUCUGGAUUUCAGCAUCUUGUUUAUCAGAUUGAAUAUGAAGAUGCAGAGCGUCCACUUUCUGAACAGAAUUAUUCCAUUAGAUGGAGUUCAGGAAUAACGCCAAGGGUAGAAUCAGGAAUACCAGUGAGUGCUUUUUUUUUCUUCAAAGAAAAUUGUGUGUAUAGAUCCAAAACAAAAUAGUAAUACGUGCACCUAUGCAUGUACAUGCUCCUUCCCUCCCUCCCUCCCUCCCUCCCUCCCCCCUCCCCUAAGCAGUAGGAGUUCCUGGGGGAAGCCUUUUCAAGGCCAGCUUUCUUUCGAUGAGAACUGUGCCCGCCCCAAGACUUCAGUGCUUGUAACUGUUUGUCCAUAUACAUGUGGAUGCAGAACAGAGGUGAGCCCACAGUCAACAGAGAAAGCAAUAUGGGCCUUAAGUAGCACCCUAAAAGCAACUGCAGGUCCCACAAGCCUGUUGCUUGAUUUGCCGCCACCCCCGUCAAUAGAGCUGUUCCUUUUCUGACCACCUAGAAAGCAUAUACUCUCUGGCAGAACACUGCUUUUCUUCUUCUCAGCUUUCACACUGACAGUUAUGAUGCCCUGCUGGCUCUCUGAGCAGCAGCUUCAUAGCUUAGCGUCUCCAGCAAGCUGUGUGUGAUGCUCACCUCUGCAGCCUAAUUCUGUGCAUGUUUCAUCAGAAGUAGGUACCACUGUUUUGACUGAGGUUAGUGUGCACAGGAUUGCAACCUUAAAGGGAGACUCCAAAAUCAAGAAAUAAAAAGGUGAAAAUGCUGUCCACAUCUAAGGAAGCCAGCAGAGUCCAGUGAAAAACAGCUCCAAAGGGCCUUGCUGAAGCAACAGAUAUUGUCUCUGCAGAGAGGUGGAGGCAACUAAAACCUUAUGAAAGCUGGCCCAAGUGCAGUUGGCUCUGCCUUGCUGGAGGAGCUGGUUGCCUGGCUGCUUAAUGGGCCCUUGGCUUAAUUAUGUGUCCGGCUCUGGCAGGUUGCAUAGAAAGGAAUGUGGCCUCGGUUUGAAAAACAUUCCCCAACCUUGUCUUAGGCCACAUUCACACCAUACAUUUAAAAUACUAUGAUACCAGUUUAAACAGUAAUGCCUUCUCUCAAAUAAUUCUUUUGAAUGAACAUGUUGAGAAUAGAGAAUCAGGCUAUUGGCCUUCCUAGCUGAGCCAUGAGAAAGCUGUGCUCCCCCACCAAAUGUUGGACUACAGUUCCUACUGGCCCCAGCCAGUAUGACCAAUGCCUGGGAACCCACCCCACAUUUCUCCAGGCUUUGAUGCAACCCCAAUCUGCCAGAUACUUCACCUACAUUUUGAAUUCUGAUUCAGCAGCAUUUAGAGUUCUACCUGUGAAUUUUUCAUGAUGUUAGUAUGAGUGCAGUAAUGGUAUGUUCUUUCUUGAAUUACAACAGGUUAACUUCAGCACCACGAGAUAUGUGGAAAUGCACAUAGUUGUGGCCAAGGGAUUGGUAGGUUUAUUUGAAGAACUCCCUGUUGCCCCCCCCCCCCCACUACGUACGUCACUUCAAGCUUUCAUUACAAGGUUUUCAGAAGUAUGUUCUUUCUUCAUAUACAAACAUAAGAGAAGACUCAUGGGGUCCAGCAUCCUGUUCCCAUGGUGGCCAACGAGAUGCCCAUGGGAAGCCUUCAAGCUUUUUAGUGUGACAAAAGCCUUCAAGCCUUUUAGUGUGACAAAACAUGGGCAAUUCCCAGCCUCCUAUGUCUGGCAGUGGAGGGGAAACAUCUUGAGUUCUAGGAUAAUGAGAGUAGGAGGAAAAGCUCUCUGCCCACUUUCUCCUAAUAAUAAUAAUAAUAAUAAUAAUAAUAAUAAUAAUAAUAACAACUACUAUUUAUAACCCACCCAUCCGGCCGGAUUUCCAAAAUGACUCCCACGCUGCUCACCUGGUCCUUCAGAAGCACAGUCACCCCAUUCAGGACCAGGGAGUCCUCCACACCCGCCUGCCCCCUGUCCCCCAAGAACAGUACAGUGGUACCUCGGGUUACAUACGCUUUGGGUUACAGACUCCGCUAACCCAGAAAUAGUGCUUCAGGUUAAGAACUUUGCUUCAGAAUGAGAACAGAAAUUGUGCUCUGGCAGUUCGGCAGCAGCAGGAGGCCCCAUUAGCUAAAGUGGUGCUUCAGGUUAAGAACAGUUUCAGGUUAAGAACGGACCUCCGGAACGAAUUAAGUACUUAACCGGAGGUACCACUGUACUUCUGUCUUGUCAGGAUUCAACCUCAAUCUGUUAGCCGCCAUCCAUCCUCCAACCGCCUCUAGGCACUCACACAGAACCUUAACCACCUUCACCAGUUCUGAUUUAAAGGAGAGGUAGAGCUGGGUAUCAUCCGCAUACUGAUGAACACUCAGCCCAAACCCCCUGAUGAUCUCUCGCAACAGCUUCAUAUAGAUAUUAAAAAGCAUGGGGGAGAACCCUGAGGCACCCCACAACUGAGAGCCCAGGGGUCUGAAUACUCAUCCCCCAAUACCACUUUCUGAACACAGCCCAGGAGGAAGGAGUGGAACCACUGUAUAACAGUGCCCCCAGCUCCCAGCCCCUCAAGAUGGUCCAGAAGGAUGUUAUGGUUGAUGUUUUCAAAGGCUGCUGAGAGAUCCAGCAGAACUAGGAAACAGCUUUCACCUUUCUCCCUAGCCCACCGGAGAUCAUCAACCAGUGUGACCAAGGCAGUUUCAGUCCCAUGAUGAGGCCUGAAUCUCGACUGGAAGGGAUCCAAAUGGUCCACAUCCCCCAACCAUGCCUGGAGUUAUUGAGCAACCACCUUGCUCAAUCACCUUGCCCAAGAAUGGAAGAUUUGAGACUGGGCAAUAGUUGGCCAUAUUGGCCAGGUCUAAAGAUGGUUUUUUAAGAAGCGGUUUAAUGACCGCCUCUUUCAGUGGAUCUGGGAAGGCUCCCUUACAGAAAAGCAUUCACCACCCUGCGGAGCCCAUCGCCCAGCCCUUCCUGGCUUGCUUUUAUAAGCCAGGAAGGGCAUGGAUCAAGGAGACACGUGGUCGGUUUCAGUUGUCCAAGCAGCCUGUCCACAUCCUCGGCGGUAACAGAUUGGAAUUGAUCUCAUGCAACUUGACUAGACAGAACUCUUAACACUCUCCCGCCCCGGCCCUGCUCCCAAGGUAGAGGCUACCUCUUUCUGAAUCUGAGCGACUAUCUGCAAAAAAAACUUUGCAAAAUCAUUGCAGGAGAUCUUGGGGCCCUUCCCGGGCCUCAAUGGUGAAAGUGGUUCCAUUAGAUUAUGAACCACCUGAAGGAGUCGCCUCCUGCUGUUUUCUGCAGAUGCAAUAGAGGCGGUGAAGAAGGUCCUUUUCGCCGUCACUAUCACCACUUGGUAGGCUCGACAUUGAGCUCUAACCUGUUUGUUUGGGAUUUUUUUAAAAAAUAACUUUUAUUAACAGGGCAAUCAAAUCACAUUAAUUCCAAAUCACAUCAAUUCCAAAUUACAUAGCCAAAUUUUUAAAUUUUUGUUGGGGGUACCCAUAUUUCAAGCUUCGAAUGGGAUCCAAAUAUCUCUCUUGCUGCUGCUUUGAUGACAUAGUUCUGACCAAAUAAUAGUCCCAGUUCUAUUCAAUCUUCUCUUUGUUGUUUUCCUCAUCUUCUUGUUGUUAUCAUAUAUUCCUUUCUUUGUGAUCUCUGAUAGUUUCCACAAGCGGGUUGAAAACAAACGUUGUUAUCCUGUGUGGCUUUUACGUUCGUCCAAGAGCCAUAUCAAAAUAAACAGACAUCAUUUCAACACUCCGUACAAAACAAUUCCCACAGUCUGUUCUGUUUUCCACAGACCUGCCACUCUCAUAAUUUUUUUUCAGGGGGCCCUGCCAUGCCGAACUCACAUUCCAAUAUAGUUACGAGCCAUAGUCCUCCUCCCCCUCCUUCUGCGGACAGAUCUGCCAUAACAGCCUCUAUUUCUAAUUGCGUCACAGAGAACCUUCUUUCUUUUCUCGAUGUUCCACAAGCCAUAUCUUUGAUUAGUAAUUAAUUUCCACAAUGUUCUUAAUCCUCCUGCUUGUAAUCAGUAAUUUGCAACUAUUCUUUCUUAGGAGGGAGGGUUAUUGGGUACUCACAUAAGACAAAAAAGAAAGAAAAGUCCCCCCCCCCUUUUCAGUCUCACUCCGACAUACCGAUCCUUUGAUGAGACUUCUUCUUGAUUUAUUAUUGAAUCCAGCCCGUUGCUCCACAUCACAGAGAUCCCUUUAAUUAGCGGUCUUUAAUGCCGAUCUUCACUUGAAAUAUGUGCAUUUGCUUCUUAUCCAAUUAUAUAUUUCGAGCUGUUGCAAACCAGUGCGCGAUCAUAGACAGCGUCCGGGAGAGCCGACCCACCCAAGGGCUUUGUGCCUAGUGCCCUCACCCCCUUCUUUUGAAUCCGGGGGUGAAUUAUGGACACAGCAGGCAAGGCAGUGCCCCCCAUUCCCUUGGGGGGCCAGGGAGGCUGCAUACUCCCAUAUCAGCCUCUUAAUUACCUCGUGUGGGUCGGAGAGAUGCUAUUGUCGGCCAUCUUCCAAUGCGCCCCCUGGUGGGCCCCCGAGCUCUAACCUGUUUCCGGUCAGAUUCAGAAUGAGUUUUCUGCCACCAGCGUUCUAGCCAUCUCAGCGAUUGUUUCAUCCCCCUCAGCUCCGGGGAAAACCAAGGGGCUAUCCGGGUUCUGUGCAAUCAGAGAGGGCACUUCGAAGCCAGACAAUCAAUAGCCCUGGUUAACUCCGCAUUCCAGUGGGCCACCAGGGAAUCAGCUGAGAGACCAUCAACAUGGGAUAAAACAUCCCCUACCACUCUCUGGAAACCAUUUGGAUCCCACCUCCCUGCAGAGGGGAAGGGUCAUGAAGAAGUCCAUAAUCUUACUCACCUUUGUCAUCAUAGAAAGGGCCUCAAAGGUCAUGUAAUCCAACCCCCUGUAAUGCAGGAACCACAGCUAAAGAAUCCAACCUCUGUUUAAAAACUUCCCAGAAAAGGAGAUUCUUCCACCUCCCAAGCUAGUCUGUCCCACUGUCAAACAGCUCUUGCUUGCUCUGUUUUAGAUGUGGCAUCAGCAGCCAUCCUGAGCCUGACAGCCACAGCACAUUGAGAUGUGUAUCCUGGCCCAGAUAAUGUGGUGGCUUCUGGCUUAGAGCAUCUUCAGUGAGCCUGAUGCAAUGGCUAAUGAGAGAAUCUUAUUCUUUCCCAGUAUGACUAUAUGGGUUCAGAUGAAGAUGUUGUGAUGAAGAAAAUCACUCAGCUCAUCAGCUUUAUCAACACGGUAAGUCAAUGGCAACAAACAGCCUGAGUCAAAGUUGUGCUGGGCACAACAGCCCAGAUCUAUUUAAAUAUAUUUAUAAAUAGUCCAGAAUCUGGUAGAACAGUUGCUACUACAUCUAGAAUGGUUUGGUCUUUUAAGGGAAAAUAAGAAGGGAAGAAGGUUACUCAAAAUUAAGAUAAUGAAAUGUGGAGCCUUGGUUUUGUAGGUCUAAAAACAAUGAAUGCUGUAAAGGAAAAUAGUAUUAUCUAACAUGGCAGAUUGAAUAUUAUGUUAAGCAGAAGGUUAUUCUAUUUGUUUACUAUCUUUUGCUUUAAAGAAAUGUCAUGCAAAUCCUGAAAUACUGUUCAAAGGUAGAAGGGUGUGUGCCAGUAUAUAUUUAUACUUUAAUCAAUCUUAUUUUUGUAAUAUUGUUUGGAAUGGAUAUUUAAAAAAAAUAUUACAAAAUAAAAUAAAACUGAGAAAAGUCAGUUUUAAAAAAUGUCACCCCUCAUAUGAAUGAAUGAAUGAAUCCAUCCCAGAUUCAUGGUAUCUCCUGGCUCUGCCCCCAAAAGCUUGUCCAAGCCCCACAGCCCCCUCAACAAAAAAACACUAUGUUCUGUAUAACAUUGUGUGGAUGUUACUCAAAAAAGCAGCAUAUACGGUAAAUAAUUCCAUAGGAAAUUAGGGUUUAGGGAAGUUUAGGGAAGCUUUUAAUGUUUAACAGACUAUUGUAUUUUAAUAUUUUGUUGGAAGCCGCCCAGAGUGGCUGGGGAAACCCAGCCAGAUUGGCAUAUAAAUUAUGAUGAUGAUGAUGAUGAUGAUGGUGAAUAAUUCCUCCAGCUGGGGACUGAAGUCUGAACAUGUAAAGCCUGUGGCCUCUAUUGAACUUAACCAUAUUGCUCCUAUUUUCAGAUGUUUUACAAACUCAACAUGAAGAUUAUACUGUCCUCUAUGGAGUUUUGGAAAGACAGGGAUAAAAUCUCCACCACAGGGACAGCCAAUGAGUUACUGGAAAAGUUUGUGGACUGGAAACUGGUCCACCUUGCUCUACGACCCCACGAUGUGGCAUUCUUGUUUGUGUAAGGAGUGUGUUCCCCCCGUUAUUAAAGAAUGCCUGUAUUAAAGCCUUUGGUGUUGCCUGAGUGGACAACAUGGCCAAAGUGCUGGGCAGGCAGGAGAGAGGGAGAGGGCUGUGAAGAGCAGUCCAAACAGUUGGGGGCUCCAUGCAUGUGAGGGAGGGACAUGGUUGGUAGCAAAGAGGCAUGUGAGGGAAGCAAGUAUCCAAGGACUUCUGGGAAGCAGUCUUAUAUGGACUUGCACUGGUCCAUGUAGAUCAGUGUUGUCUAUAUUGAUGGGCAGCGUCUCUCCAGGACAUGAGGUAAAGAAGGGGUUUCUUUCCCAUCACCUGCUUGCUACCUGGAGAUGCUUCCAGUGAUUGAACUUUGGUGCUCUGCCACUGAGCUGUGGUCCUUGAGCUCUGGAUGCAGGUAAGAAGCUAAGUCCACUGAGCCCAGUAUUGUACACCCCUGGUUGCCAGUGCCUCUCUGGGAAUCUCCGAAGAAGGAUCCUGAGUGGUACAUGUAAAUGGAGAUGUUGAGGGCUGAACCUGGGACCUUCUGUGUGCAAAGCACAUAGUAGUUUUAAAUGUAUAAGCCACCCAAGCUUUCUUCAUCUCAGCAAUCUCAGGCUACAUUCACACAAUUAAAGCAUCACUUUAAACAGUCAUGGCUUCCACCAAAGAAUUCUGGGAACUGUAGUUGGUUAAGUGUGCUGAGAGUUAUUUGGAGAACCAUAUGGAGAACAGAGUCAAUCUCAUGUCACAGGGAACCCUAGGAUAUGUAGCUCUGUGAGGGGAUUAGGCAUCUCCUAAUAACUCUCAGCACCCUUAACAAACUACAGCUCCCAGGAUUAUUUGGUGGAAGCACUGACUGUUUAAAGUGGUACCUUUAAAUGCAUGAUGUGAAAGUGGCCUGUUAGAAGGUGGCAAACCCCCCAUUGUUGCUGCUGUUGUUAAACAUUUGAGAGGCAGAAUCCUUGCUGAUCUACUCUAGAGCCCGAUGCUUACAGAUCUGUCAGGAAAUCCUGUUCUAUCUUUUGUCAAUCCCUCUGAUAAUGAGGUCCACACAGUGAGCAGGCUGGCAGAGAAGAGACAGGUCACUCCUUCCCUCCUCUGCUGUAUAGAAUCAGAAUUGUAGAGCUGAAAGGAUCCCUGAAGAUCAUCUAGUUCAACCUCCUGCAAUGCAGAAAUGCGCAGCUGUCCCAUGUGGGUUUUUGGGUGGUGGUGAAGAGGCAUCCCAGGAAAGCACACAGAUGCCUGCCCCUGCUCCCCCCAAAAGAGCUGUUAUGUAAGGAAGUGUUCCUUUUUUAUGCUUUUUGCUAAGGUACUAAUUGCAACAAAAGCAUAAUUCCUUUCUUCCUCACCCCAGCUACAGGAACAGGGGGGAUUCUGUGGGGUCAACAUUUGCAAGAAAGAUGUGCCACAGACCUUCUUCUGCAGCAAUUGCCAUGGUAAGACUGCAUGUACAGUGGUGCCCCGCAAGACGAAUGCCUCGCAAGACGAAAAACUCGCUAGACGAAAGGGUUUUUCGUUUUUUGAGCUGCUUCACAAGACGAUUUUCCCUAUGGGCUUGCUUCGCAAGACGGAAACGUCUUGCAAGUUUGUUUCCUUUUUCUUAACACCGUUAAUACAGUUGCGACUUGACUUCGAGGAGCAACUCAUAGAACGUGGUGUGGUAGCCUUUUUUGAGGUUUUUAAAGACUUUGGUGAUUUUUGAAGCUUUUCCAAAACUUUCCCGACACCGUGCUUCGCAAGACGAAAAAAAUCGCAAGACGACAAAACUCGCGGAACGAAUUAAUUUCGUCUUGCGAGGCACCACUGUACUGUGCUCAUUCACUUGCUGAACUGUUCUUGAUUUCUUAAAAGUUGUGAUGUCUGAAAACUUUGGGCCAAACUAGACCUGAGGUUAAACACAUGACUACAGCUGAAGUGGAUGUUUCUGCUCUGUAAAUAAUUGCUGGGUACUCUGAGCACCCUUGAGACCAUGGGGUGGGGGUGGGGAGUAGAAAUGUCCUCUCAUUCCUUGACUGUUAAGCUUACUCAGAAGUCUUCGGUGAAGUACCGGGACUUUGUUGAAAGCUUUUUGAAAGUCCAAGUACACUGCGUCAACUGGAUCACUUUUAUCUGUAUGUUUGUUGACGCUCUCAAAGAACUCGCAAUAGGUCUGUAAGAAAGGACUUGCUUAAGCCUUGCUGCUGUGCUUCAGUAAAGUUUGUUGGUUUUUUAAUCUUUAACAAAACUUUUCACCAGUUUUCCCAGGACAGGCAUUAAGAUAACUGGCCUGUAAUUUCUAGGAUCCCCCCUGGAUCCCUUUUAAAAAUGGAUACUUUCCAGUCCUCAGGUACACAGACUGAUCUGAGGGAUAAGUUAUGGGUGUGGUUGUUUUAUUAGAAGAGCGGCAAUUUCACUUUUGAGUUCUUUGAGAACACCUUCCAGAACUGGUGAUUUGUUGGUUUUUAUUUGUCUAUUACUCCUAGAAGUGUUGCUUUAGUGCAGCAAAUCCAGUUUAUAAAAGAAGCAGACCAGCAGUUAGGAAAGUGAGGGUCAGAUACAUUGAAUAGCAUGGGAAGAACAAAUUAUUAACACCUCACCAAAGCUCAGGCCAAAUACUUAAUAAUACACCUGAGAUAGGUCCAUGGGUUUUACCUGUGAAGGGGAUAUCUUUGUGCAUGUGAAUGCCAUCACGCCUCUCCCUAGGUCCCACCCCCCAUCUUCCUACAAGGUCAAUUGUUAGGCCACACACAGUUCUGGUCCUCAGAGUUUUUUCUUCUUGCUUUUGCCAUUUUUUGUGUUCUUCCUGUCCCUGACGUCUCAGCUUGCAAGCAAACUGAAGGCUCCUGGGAGAGGCUGACAAGAAGGUUUUGAGUAGCGAUUUUGCCCAAAGCACCAAGCAGAGUUCUAAACCCAGGCUCCUUGGGGCAAAGGCCUGUACUCUUGUACCUUUUAAAGCCCCCUUGCACAAUAAAGAUGUAGUAGCAGUAGUAGUAGUAGUAGUAGUAGUAAUGGUAGUAAUUCAUAGCUAUCGGCCAUUAAUGUUCAUGUGCUCUUACUUAGUAUGAAAAUGGGAUCACGCUGGAGACCUUCUCUGUGAUCGUGGCACAGCUGCUGGGAUUCAGCCUAGGACUGUUCUUCGACAACUCAAGACAAUGCCACUGCCCAGGCACUUGCUUAAUGAGUACCGAUGCUGUGUAAGAGCCUUUGUUGCUUCGUUCAUCAUUAGCAUGGUGCUAAGCCGAAACCUGGUUAUUUUAUCAGUAUCAGCCUUCCCCAACCUGGUGCCCUCCCAAUGUUUUGGACUACAGCUCCCACUAGUCCCAGGAUAGGACAGCCAUGCUGGUCUUGGCUGGUGGGAGUUGUGGUCCAAAACCUCUGGAGGGCUCAAGAUUGGGGAAGGUCCAUCUAGCUGUCUGUUAGAUAAACUAUCUAAUCUAUCCUAGCCACUUCCCAGCCUUCUAAGAGGCAAUAGAGACUGAAACCGUCUCCUGAUGGUACACCAUUACUGCCUUCAGAAGUGAACAGCUCCCCUAGGGUGGGGUGGAAAGGUUGAGAGGACGAAGGGCAGCACCAUAGAAGGGUCCUGAAGCAGGCAAGCUCUCCCCACACUUCUGCCACCUGUUUUAAUGGCAGGCAUUCUGCUAGAGAGCCCCGGGUCCUGCUCACCCCCCUCUCCCCUCAAAAAGGUGCCAAGCAAUUAGGAGCAGCUCAUCAGGAGUGCUCACUAGUUUCCUGACUGGUGGGUUGCUGCUGCUUACUGGUCAGAGUGGGGUGAGGUGGUCAUCGUUGUGCAACCACACACCCUUCUAUGUGUCCCCCAAGCGACACCCCUCAGUGGCCUUGUUCUGUACCUUAUGUGUUUUUACAGGUCUGGAAUGUGCCCUUGAUUUCUGAGGUGCCUCUUGUUUGCCCAGAAAGAGGAAAAAGAGGCAUAGGCAUAGAAACUUGCCCUGCCAUACCAAGGCAUAAUUCUCAUUUGUUGCUCCACCGAGUCCUGGCCUCCACUGGCCUAUGGCCCCUGGGAAGGUUGUCCAGAAGGGUAUGUGGUCCUUGGGCUGAAAAAUAUUCCCUACCUGAGACAAAUAAACUUAAAGCAGUGUUUCAGGGUGAAGGGCCUUAGCCAAACUUUCUCCCUGUCCCGCCGGUUUCCCACACAUAAGGAUGUGGGGUGGGGGGGUAUUUCUUCUUCUCCUUCUCCUUCUUCUUCUUUUCAAAGUUUCAAAAAGAAAAAAACAAUUUUUUACACACACACACACGUUUACAUUAAACCAUAGUCCAUAUCAGUACCUUUAUGGGGUUCCCUGAACCUCUCUCCACCCCUCCCUUGGCUUCCAAAAUGUAGCUUCCUUUUUUAACUGCAUCUAAUUGCAUUUAUCCAAAUUAUUGUACUUUAUUUUAAAUUACAAGUGCUAUGUCAAUCCUGCUAACGUUUUCAGAUUUUUACAGUGUUCUUUAAUAUAUUCUAUAAAGUUAUGCCAUUCUCUAUUAAAUUUGUUAUCUUCUUGGUGCCUGAGCUUCCUGGUCAGUCUUGCCAUCUCUGCAUAGUCCAUCAUCUUAAUUAUCCAUUCUUCUUUCGAUGGGGCUCUUACUUCUUUCCGUCUCUGGGCAAAUAGUAUUCUUGCCGCUGCUGUCGCAUACAUAAACAGUACUUUCUUAUCCUUCAGUAAUUCUUCUCCUAUUAUACCUAGUAAAAAGGCCUCUGUUUUUCAACAAAAGUUAUUUUAAACAUUUUUUUCAGUUCAUUAUAAAUCAUUUCCCAGAAGGCUUUAGCUAUUUUACAGGUCCACUACAUAUGAUGAAAUGUACCCUCUUUAACUUUACGCUUCCAACAUAUGUUCUUAUACAUUUUUGCUAGUCUUGUAGGAGUCAAAUAUAUCAUUUUCAUAUAAUUCUCUUUUAAUGUACAGCAGGCUGUAAAUUUUAAAUCCUCAUUCCAUAACUUCUCCCAUGAAGCAAAUUGUUUAUUACAGGGAUGUCCAACAGGUCGAUCUUUAAGUUCUGGUAUUGAAAAGUUAUUCUCAACUUGUAAAAUUGUAAACUUGUAAUCCAGUCAAGCUUGGUGCUUAUUGUAAUCCCAAUUUGGUCUUUGCUGACUAGAAAUAAAAAAGAAUAAUAGCAAGAACAAUCCAAAUAUCAUUAUAGUCCAAAUAUCAUUAUAAUCCCAAUGAGCAACAAAGAUAAUCAAAGAGAAAUGCUGCACCCUGGUCUCCACCAAUUGCUUAAAGUUCCACUUUUAAAACUCCAGCUAUUCCAGACACUCUGCCCCCCUUGGGGUACCCCCAAGUUUGGCUGAGUGUUCUCCUGCUUGGCUUCGGCUCCAAUUGUGGAAUUCCAAGGUGAUUUUUUUACUUCCAAAAACUCAAACUAUCCUUAAUAUAGCUGUGCACUUCCCCUUCUCAAAAGUUCAAUAAUUCAAGUUCAGUUAAAUUAAUCAUGUUCCAGCAGAAGGGAGAUCUUUAAAGUAUCUCUAAGUUGCAGUUUGAAAGGGUUAAAAUUCCUCCCGGAGGCUCUUCUCAUUCACAGAUUUCCGCUGCAGAGCCUGACCUUCAGAGAACAGAAGCUGACUUCCUUUUUAGUUUCUGUUUUCAUCCAAAUUGUUAAUUGCAUCCCAGAUCUUCUUUUAUAAUUUAUUGUUGUAAUGUUACCUUGUUUGGAAGAUCUGUUUAUCUUUGGUGGUGGCUUGAGACUUUGGCUGCCGCGCGAUGUUUCCAGCCGUGGGUCCCCGCCUGCCGCCCGCCCGCUCGCUGCCGGAGACAGCUGCAGGUUGUAGGGAGGUUGUUACCUCACUCCGCUGGAUCCUUUCAAAGUCCCACUCUUCUGUGGGAUUUUUUUGGGGGGGUGUUGAGCCCAAAACACUCUCCCCCACAGCCCAGAGCAGCCCCAAACCGGUUGCAUUUAUGAGGACAACUCAUAUGGCGCUGCCAUUCUGAGUGGAAAAUAGACCAGAAGCUGUUUUUGCCCAGUAUACCAUUACAGAUUUUAUUUCCUCAUCUUUUGUUUCCCAUUCCAGCAACAAAUUAUACAUUUUUGACAGAACCUUUUCAUCAUUUUCCAACAAUUCUUUCUGCAAUCUCAAAAAUUCUUUAACAAAAUCCAUUCCUUUAUUCAACCUAAAAAUGUCAUUUAAUUGAUGGUAUUGGAGUCAAUCAGUUAACAGAUGUCUUAUGUCUUCAAACUUUUUUUUACUUUCAAUUGAUUUUCCUCCUCAGUUAACAACUCUCUAAAUGUUGCCUAUUAUUUUUCCAUAUUUUUUUUUAAACUGACAACACUUCUAAUGGUGACAGCCACCAUGGGGUUUUGUUCUCUAAUAAAUUAUUAUAUUUUUCCCAAACAACAUAAAUUGAUUUUCUAAUAAUAUGGUUUUGAAAUCUCCUAUGAACUUUAGCUUUUCCAUACCAAAGAUAUGCAUGCCACCCAAAUCUAUUAUCAUGACCUUUCAGAUCUAAGAUAUCUGGAUUCCUCAAUGUCAUCUAUUCUCAUGGCCAACAAAGGCAGAACACCUCACAAUAUAAUUUUAAAUCCAGUAGGGGGAAUCCACCUCUUUCUUUAGCAUCUGUUAAUAGUUUAUAAUUUAUACUUAAUCCUAAAUUUCUUCCCCUGCCAAAUAAAUUUGGAUAUAUUGCCAUUGUUUGAAGAGUCCUGUUCCAUUGACUUUCGGUAUAGAUUGAAAUAGAAAUAACAUUCUUGGCAAUACAUUCAUUUUUAUUACUGAGAUUCUUCCCCAUGAUGAUAAUUUCUUUCUUCCCCAUAUUUCCAUAUUUCUUUUGAUGUCAUUCCAAACUUUUAUAUAGUUAUCUUUAAAAAUGUUUAUAUUCUUUGUUGUCAACCACACCCCUAAAUAUUUCACCUUAAUUUCCAUCCCCAACUCUUGUUAGCUUUCUCAGUUCGUUUUCUUCUGUUCCGUCAUAUUUUUUACCAGCAAUUUAGUUUUAUUUUUAUUAAAUUUGAAACCUGUGACUUGGCCAAAUUGGUUAAUCUUAUCCAGUACCCUUGGUAUACUUCCCAAGGGGUUUUCUACCAUUAUUACCAGGUCAUCCGCAAACGCCUUAAGUUUGUAUGAUCUGCGCCUCACUGUAAUACCUUUAAUAUUUUUGUCUGCUUUUAUGUUCCUCACCAAUGUCUCCAGUACCAGAAUAAACAAUAAUGGGGACAGGGAACAACUCUGCCUUGUUCCUUUCAUGAUAUUGCAUAUUUCUGUUACUACAUUAUUUACUAUUAACUUUGCCUGUUGGUCUGAAUAAAUAGCUUCUAUACCUCUAAGAAAGGAUUACCCAAAGUUCAUCAUUUCAAAAAAAAAAAUUAUAAACAUCCACAAAACCUUAUCUGUCAGGGUGAUUGGUGGGUGCUAGCAGAGAUAACAGCCUGGAACUGGAGGCCCCUCGACUGUCCUCGGGUCCAGUAAUGGACCAUUUUGACCGGAUAUCCCCAGCCGAUGUGGACAGACUCCUCCGAGCUGGAAAGCCCACCACCUGUCCUCUUGACCCGUGCCCGUCUUGGCUGAUUAGAGCAUGCCCAGACGAGGUGCGGGCCCCCCUAGGGGAUAUAAUUAAUUUGUCCCUUGGCACCAGGACAUUCCCAGGGGAACUGAAGGAGGCAGUGGUGCGCCCACUCUUAAAGAAAACAUCAUUAGAUCCCUUAGAUCUAUGAAAUUACCGCCCGGUUUCAAAUCUUCCAUUCCUGAGUAAGGUGAUUGAAAGAGCGGUUGCUGAACAGCUUGGUGGGUUUCUGGAUGAAACAUCGGCUCUGGAUCCAUUCCAGUCCGGCUUCCGCGCUGGUCAUGGGACUGAGACGGCGCUGGUUGCCCUAACAGAUGAUCUCCGCAGGCAGCUGGAUCGAGGCGGGUCGGGGCUGCUGAUUCUUCUAGACCUGUCAGCAGCCUUCGACAUGGUUGAUCACAAACUCCUGGACCACCGCCUUGCCGAUGUGGGGAUCCAGGGCACAGUCCUUCAAUGGCUGCGCUUGUUUCUCUCUGGUCAGGGACAAAGGAUGGCGCUUGGGGGGUAAUUGUCAUCGCGCCACUCCUUGGUGUGUGGAGUGCCUCAGGGUGCGAUACUCUCCCCAAUGCUUUUCAACAAUUUUAUGUGCCCCCUCGCCCAGCUUGGGCUGGGUUGCCAUCAGUAUGCUGAUGACACCCAACUCUAUCUGUUGAUGGAUGGCCAUCCUGACUCGGCCCUAGACACACUGAUCAGAUGUUUGGAAGCUGUGGCUGGAUGGUUAUGUGGGAGCCGGUUGAAGUUAAAUCCUUCGAAGACAGAGGUCCUUUGGCUGGGAGGGGACGAUAUGGGAUUGUGGGGGGCAACUCCCAUCUCUUGCGGGGGUGCAAUUAGUGCCAGCACUGUCCGUUAAGAGUUUGGGUGUAAUCUUCGACACCUUCCUUUCCAUGGAGGCGCAGAUUGCAGCUAUAACAAAGGCGGCAUUUUUUCAUCUCCACCAAGGUAAGCAGUUGGCUCCUUACCUCUCUCGCCCUGACCUAGCCACUGUGAUCCACGCGACGGUCACCUCCAGACUUGAUUAUUGUAACUCGCUCUACACGGGGCUGCCCUUGAGACUGACCCAGAAACUCCAGCGGGUGCAGAAUGCUGCAGCAAGACUCCUUAUGGGGUCCUCGCUGCGAGAUCACAUUCACCUAGUGCUAUACCAGCUGCACUAGCUCCCGGUGGAGUACAGGAUCAGGUUUAAGGUGCUGGUUUUAACCUUUAAAACUCUAUACGGCCUAGGACCCUCGUACCUACGGGACCGCCUCUCCUGGUAUGUCCCACAGAGGAACUUACGGUCUUCAAACAAAAGCAUCUUGAAGGUCCCAGGCCACAGAGAGGUUAGGCUGGCCUCAACUAGAGCCAGGGCUUUUUCAGCUGUGGCUCCGAUCUGGUGAAACGCUCUGUCACAAGAGACUAGGGCCCUGUGGGACUUGACAUCUUUCCGUGGGGCCUGCAAGACGGAGCUGUUCCACUAGGCCUUUGGUCAGGGCACAGCCUGACUCCCUCCUUUGGCAAUCUUCACAGAACUCUAGCCCAAUGGUUGCCAUCAAUUUGAUUUGAAUUAAUUUUAUAAUGAAAUGUUUUUAGAAUGUUGUACUAUUUUAUUGUUGUUAGCCGCCCCGAGCCCUGCUUCAGCUGCGGAGGGUGGGAUAUAAAAAAAAUUAUUUAUUUAUUUAUUUAUUUAUUUAUUAUUUGUUCUUAACAGAAGGUCAUUUACUGUCUGAAUCGAGUCGAUAUGGCCUGCAGAUUAAUUGGGUUUUAAGAAAUGUGUAUACUCUCUCCCUAAUGGAUGUUUGAAUCUCCAAACAUCCGUCAAUUAAAAUUCUCAACCUUGGUUGGUUUGAAGAAAGUAACAGGUAGUCUCCCUUCCUUAGAAUUAAUUUUCUUUUUUAUUCUGUCCAGAUCCGGUGAGACCACCCCAUUCAAGUUUCCCAGUAAAAUCAUUUUUUGGUCCAUAAACUCAUUUUCUCUUCUAUAAAAUUCUAAUUUUCUCUCAUUUGGUGCAUAGAUUCCCACAAUCACCAUUUUUCCUCCUUGGGACAUCACCUGAACAACUAUCAGUCUUCCCUGAACAACUAUUACUCUUUCUCGCCACAUCUCUUGCAAACAUAUUAUAUCCAAUUUUUUUUAUUUAACAUAUAUUCUGUUUUUUUUUCUUUUAGUCCAUUUACAUUCCACAUUAAAAUUUUCAGCUCCAUCUUCCUUUAAUUUUUUAAUUUAUCAAAAAAUUAAAUACAAAUUAAAACUUGUUGUACAUUAUUUUCAUCUUUAUUUCCUCCACUACAGCCUCCAACCACUCCUUCAAUUCUUCCCCUGGUUGAGGUCUCUUCCCUCCUCAUUCUUUUUGAUAUCUUCUCCAAAACUUAUCUGCUUCUGCCGGGUCUCUGCAUCUGUACUUUUUCCCUUUAUAUUUUAAGACGUAUCCUCAAGACUCUUGUGUUUUUUUUGUUUAAGUCCUGUACUGAUUUUUCCAAAACUGUUGUUUUUGUUGACAGUUCUUUUAUCUGUACAGAUAUGUCCUCCAUCUUUCCAUCCAUUUUAGUCUCAAGAGCCUUAGUUUGUUCCCUAAUGUCCUUCUUCAGAUCUAAAAUUAAAUCUGCAAUUUCAGUCUUACGAUCUGUAUCCUGAGCAGAUCCUCUUCUUCCUUGAGUUAAUAAUAAUAAUAAUAAUAAUAAUAAUAAUAAUAAUGAUUUAUUUAUACCCCGCCCUCUCUGGCCAGAGCCAGGCUCAGGGCAGCUAACACCAGUAAAAUUACAAUAAAAACAUAAUAGAGAAAAUACAAUUUAAAAUAGAGGUUAAAAAUACAAUUUAAAAUGCAGCCUCAUUUUAAUAAUAACCCAUAGAUCAAAACCAUAAGGGGAGGGAAACAUAAGUGUCAGACUGAGUCCAAACCAAAGGCCAGGCGGAACAGCUCUGUCUUGCAGGCCCUGCGGAAAGAUGUCAAGUCCCGUAGGGCCCUAGUCUUUUGUGACAGAGCAUUCCACCGAGUCGGGGCCAGUACUGAAAAGGCCCUGGCCCUAGUUGAGACCAAUCUAACCACCUUGCAACUUGGGACCUCCAAAAUGUUGUCAUUUGUGGACCUUAAGGUCCUCCGCAGGGCAUACCAGGAGAGGCGGUCCCGUAGGUACGUAAGUCCUAGGCCGCAUAGGCCUUUAAAGGUCAAAACCAGCACCUUAAACCUGACCCUGUACUCCACCAGGAGCCAGUGCAGUUGGUAAAGCACUGGAUGAAUGUGAUCCCGUGGCAAUGACCCCAUAAGGAGCCUCGCCGCGGCAUUCUGCACCCGCUGGAGUUUCUGGGUCAGUUUCAAGGACAGCCCUGCAUAGAGCGAGUUACAAUAAUCAAGCCUGGAGGUUACCGUCGCAUGGAUCACUGUGGCCAGAUCAGGGCGAGAAAGGUAAAGGACCAACUGCUUAAUACGGCGGAGAUGGAAAAAUGCCACCUUUGCUGUGGCUGCAACCUGCGCCUCCAUGGAAAGGGAGGUGUCGAAGGUUACACCCAAGCUCUUGACAGAAGGCGCUGGCACUGAUUGAGCCCCUGCAAGAGAUGGGAGUUGGUCCCUCAACCCCAUGUCGUCCCGACCCAGCCAGAGGAGCUCUGUCUUUGAAGGAUUUAAUUUCAACCGGUUCCCACGCAGCCAUCCAGCCACAGCUUCCAAGCAUCUGGUCAGUGUGUCCGGGGCCGAGUCAGGGCCGCCGUCCAUCAACAGAUAAAGCUGGGUGUCAUCAGCAUAUUGAUGACAACCCAGCCCAAAGCUCUGGACAAUCUGGGCAAAGGGGGCACAUAAAGAUAUUGAAAAGCAUUGGGAAAAGGAUUGCGCCCUGCGGGACUCCACACACCAAGGAGUGCUGCGGCAACAACUCCCUCCCUAGAGCCACCCUCUGUCCCCGACCUGAGAUAAAGGAGCACAGUCAUUGUCGGACUGUGCCCUGAAUCCCCACGUCGGCAAGGUGGUGGUCCAAAAGUUCGUGAUCGACAAUGUUGAAGGCUGCUGACAGGUCUAAAAGAAUCAGCAGUUCUGACCCACCUCAAUCCAGCUGCCUGUGGAGAUCAUCUCUUAGGGCGACCCAAGCCGUUUUGGUCUCAUAACCAGGGCGAAAGCUGGACUGAAAUGGAUCCAGAGUUGGUGUAGUUGUUGAGCUUCCUGCUCCAGACGGUGGUUUAUUUGCUACCAUAUUUAUUUUUUUAUUCUUAUUUCCUUUAUUAUUAUUGUCCUGUGUCAUUUCUUCCAACCUCAAUACUUCACCUCCUAUCUCCCCUCCCUAUGUCUAAUGGAUGAUAUAGCUAGGUAUACAGGAGGUAUUCCAAAAAUAUAGUCAGGUCUGUGUAAUAGCUCCUUCUAACUACUAGGUGGCUUCCCUAUUCUUUCUCUCCUUCCCCUUCCCCCUCAUCUCUGUCAGCCUUUGUCUCAGACUGCUCUUUUUAACUUCUCAGUCUGCCUGCAGUAGAUAAGGAAGCCUGUUCUCAAAACAAUUUUGUUUUCCUGACCAAAGUCCUGGAUGUUAAUUGUAAUCCACAAGGGGGGUAGAUUCAGUUGAACAAUACUGGUAAAUAUAAGGAAAAUGUAAAAAUGGCAAAAGUAAUCCAAUCUAUCAAACAGGAAAUAUACAAAAUAUUAUCUUCAGUUCUUCUACGCCUAAUCCAAUUUUCACCCCAAUCGCUGGGAAAUGGGGGAAGUGGAGUUACCUCCACCAAACAGGGCAACGUAUUACCAGAAACAAAGCAAAAAGAAAAAUAGUAUUUCAACUCCCAGUUGAGUCUAAUCCACUUUUUGCUGAUUCUCCUUACACACAGUUCCACAGGAAAAAGGAAACUGUUUUACACUGACACAUAGAGACUAUAGCUUCGCCCAUGGUUUCAACCUUAUAUCCAUUGUUUUAAAAGUCACUUUCUGCUGGGUAUUCUAAUAAAAGACACUGUUCAUUUUGCUCCACAAACUUUUUAAUAGAUAAGGCACCCUUGAGGCAAGGUGAGGCAACUGCCUCAGGUGGCAGGAUCCCCAGGAGCAACUGGUUGUGAUGUAGAUAUUUAUUCACACUUAUUCCUGAUGCAAAUCUUCACUCUCACUUUCUUCCCUGGCGGGGAGCGGAGCACCAGUUUGUGGUUCACCUCAGGUGCCAAAAUGUAUUGGACCAGCUCAAGGGGUUCUUCAUUGGGCAAAUCAGCUUGGAGGUAGAAAACGCAUAAAUCUGGGUGUCUUUAGUCUGUCUUCCCACAACCUUUGGCAUGGUUUUCUGUGCUAUGGAAGCUUUUAUCUACUGCCUAUUGCCCACAGGCAGGCCAGCGGCAUCAAGUCCUUCAGCAGCUGCAGUAUAAAAGAUUUCCGGAAUUUUCUGGAGUCCGGAGCAUCGCAGUGCCUCUUGAACAAGCCACGCAUGGAUCUCAUGUACAGAGCCCCCUACUGUGGAAACAAAGUGGUGGAAGACGGGGAGCAGUGUGACUGUGGCACAGCAAAGGUUUGUUAGAAAGAGAAGCCAGAAAGAAGAGCAAAUAAAGGAGAGCGAGCUAAUGGUGACUUAAAUAAGCCACAUCUGUGCCUUCUCAGUGGUGUUCCCCUGUUUGCGGAAUGCACUCUUAGUGAGGGCCUCAAUCUCCCUCGUUAUUAACUUUUAGGAGAAAUUUUAAAACAUUCCUCCUGUUCACCCAGACAUUUGAUCGCUGAAAUAUCUGUCCUUAGCGGCCUAGAAGUCAUUAGUUUUGAGAAUUGCUUAUUGCUUUUAAGAGUUUUAAAGGUUUUUUUUUUUAAAGUUCUAAUAGUAUUGUUUUAGCAUUGACAUGUUUGCCAUGCUGGGAUCCUUUGGUGGAAGGUUGAGAAAACAAAUGUAAUAAAUAAAUGAAACAUGAAAAAUAAAUGUUUUUAUAUACAGUUAACUUGUCACUCAGUUUAUUUAUACCCUGCCUUUCUUUCAUCAUGAAAACCAAGACAGUUCCUAGGCUGUUUCCCAUCCAGACCCACAUGGGCAUAGCCCCCCCCCCACUACACCCAUGCAGACACAGUUCCCCUUCAGUGGGAGAAGGAAAAAAAUAACUGGUCCCACACUGACACAUUGACAGCCACGACAUAGGAUGCUGUGCAGUUCAGCACCCAAUUGCAAUGCAACACAGUCGAUAGAUAAACCCAACCCAGGGAGAACAUAGCUCAGAUGCUAAGAAAGGGUAGCAAAAGACCAUGUACACUUUUAGGUCACAAGGGGAAUGCUGGUGAGAGAGGCAGUUUGCACAAAACAACUUGGCCUUCCUAACUUCCACACUUUUCCAGCUGCCUGAAAAGGUCUCUGCCUCAGGUGUUCAGUUUGUAUUACUUUAAAACCUAUGUAUGACUGUUUUUUGUACUGUUCAAAAAACUAUUUUAGCUGUUUUUAUAUGUCUGUUACCACCUCAAGACAUGUAUGUUAAAGGCGAUUUCUGAAUAAUAAUAAUAAAGUCUAUCUGAACUUUGCCUUGGAACUCCAAACACUCUGGUGGGGCUCAAGCUACCUCCUCUGUCCCUUUCCUGGGAUUGGAAGCCUCUGGAAGCUGCUGCUGCCAACUAGUGUUUGUGGAACCCAUUGGCAAAAGGAAUGUUCCCUUCCUGGAUGGAUCUUGAAAUCUCACCCCAGGGAAGGCUGUGUGUGUGGUUUGCACAGUCCCCCAUGUCCAGGAGGUAUUGUGUGCUGUGUAUCUUUCUCUUCUUCCUCCCUUUUCAGAUGUUAUGCAAGCCAGAAGGAAGGCCUGGGGACUGUCAGUGUUAUUUAUAUUUAUUUCAGCGGUUUUUGUACCACUUAAUCAGAUUGCCAGAAAUCAUACAGUGGAUAAAACAGAAAGCUUACUUAAAAUGCCUGCUGAUAAUUGCUGAUAAUUUUGGGGUUGCCAGGGACAGGUCUUUCAGCCAUCAAAUGCCCAAAUUGAAACAGGAGUAUUUUAAAAAUUUUCCUAAAAGCUGAUGAUGAAGGAGAUUGACACCCCAUUAGGGAGGACGUUACACAAAUGGGGAGCCACCACCAAUAAGGCCCUGUCACAGGUCACCACCAGCUGGGAUGCUUCCUUUGUGUGAGUUGAGUUUGCAUAGUGGGGUGAGGUAGAGUAAUGGAGUUGAUCACCUGGCCCUUCCAAGUACUGGAGUUGAUCACCUGGCCCUUCCAACAUUUCUCUCAAAGUGGACUGCAAUGUGUCUAUAGGUUCCUGACUCCUGCUAUCCCAUUUUCCCCCUUCCAGGAAUGUGAAAGCAAUCCAUGCUGUGAGCCAAAUUGUCUGUUGAGAAGAGGGAAAGCCUGUGCCCAUGGUGAUUGUUGCUGGUCGAGGUAUUGUAGGGUAAGCUAGCCUCAAGCCCCAUGCCCUCUUAGAGAUGCCAGAGAAUUCUGACAGAAUCAUCCAUGUUCACUUGUUUGUCCCGUGUCCAGAAUGGAAAUCAGUCCAAUGUUCACUGUUACUGUUGCUUUCGAUUCACAAAACUGUUUACACCUCCUCCCCACUGUUUGUGUUUUGUUUCUUUUGCAUUGGAAUGAAUGGGGUUGUAAAGACAGCAAAGUUUAUGUAAUUAUUGGCCCAUUUAGCUCAAUCUUGUCUUCAGUGACCGGCAGGCACUCUCCAGGGUUUCAGACAGGGGACAGUCUCAGCCCUACCUGGAGAUACUGAGGAUUGAACCUGAGACCUUUUGUGUUCAAGCUAUUCCUCAAAGCAGGAUUGUAGGAUGGUGAGGGAUGCAGAGCAAAUUUUGAAUAUGGAGGCAAGCUCAACAAAUCUGAAGGAAACCAAUGAGAUAUAUAAAGCCCACAAGCAGCCUCCAGAGGGCCUUUGCUGAGGAAUAGGAUCCAUGAUUAAGAUGCAGAAUAUAUGGAGACAGUGGAUAGAGAGUUUCUCUUUCAUAAUGCUAGAACGUGGAAUCACCCAGGUGGAUUGUUUCUUUGAUGGAGUUGUAAUACAGCGAGAUGGUCAUACUACUGAUGUAUGGAAGGGAUCAGAUUUCUUGUUUUAUGUAAUUUCAGUCUAUUCAGUGGGUAUUGUUAUUCAUACAAAUCUGUGUUAUGUAUUUUAAGGGUGUGAACAAAACAUGUUUGAAAGAACAGUAGGCUUAAACAGUCCAUCAUUAGGGAGCAGGCUGGACUUCCUUCUCCUUGUUUCCUGCUUGGCAGGGGGUUGGACUCGAUGGCCCUUGUGGUCUCUUCCAACUCUAUGAUUCUAUGAUUCUGCAUGAAUGUGAAGCUGGGAUGUGACACUAUUUCAUUAGCCAAAUAUAAAGGUAAAGGACCCCUGACAAUUAAGUCCAGUCACGAACGACUCUGGGGAUGCGGCGCUCAUCUCGCUUUACUGGCUGAGGGAGCCGGUGUUUGUCCACAGACAGUUUUUCCGGGUCAUGUGGCCAGCAUGACUAAGCUGCUUCUGGUGCAAUGGAACACCAAAACCAGAGCAGCACACGGAAACACCAUUUACUUUCCCGCCGGAGUGGUACCUAUUUAUCUACUUGCACUGCAUGCUUUCGAACUGCUUGCUGCUAUUUCUAGGGAUUGUUUUGUGGAUUUUACAAAAUUGCAUGCUUUUGUUUUACUGUGUUACUUUACCUGUGCUUAUGCUCUUGAGAACUGUUCUAAGUUGCAAGGAAACGUUUUGUGUGCUUUCACUGAGCAGCUGACAAUUACUAUUGUCUAUUACAUGUCUAUUACAUAAAUACUAUUACUAUUACAAUUAUUAGCAGAAACAACAAAAACAACCCUGUUUCCCACCCCUGCACCACUUCAUAGAGUGCUGGAAACAAUGCUGAUGUGAUGGCAGGACCCCCCCCCCCCCCAGUCUUGACCACACAUUAUCAAGGAGAAGGCAGCAUCCACAUACUUGAGGUCUAAGUAUGUGCCAAAAUGCCUGCAGAGAUCAAUGUCUCAGAGGCCUGAAAUGCAACUCAGAGCUUUCCUUUCUCUUUUCUUCCUGCCAGUUGAAAGCAAAAGGCACAUUAUGCAGAGGCACUAAAGAUGAAUACUGUGAUCUGAAGGAGUACUGCAAUGGUACCUCUGCUGAGUGCACAGAGAAUUUUUAUGUCCAGGAUGGACAGAAUUGUGAGGGGGAGACAGGGAUUUGCAUGGAAGGAACAUGCCAAAGUGCAGAUUUGUGGUGCCGCAAAGUAUUUGGAAAAGGUAACUGAAAGCAGUUCUUUCUCUCAUCUCUCCCUUCUGAACAGCCCUUCUCUCUUUCUUUCUCUGUCCUUCAUUCCCCACACCUCACCCAGUAUUCAGACUAGAAGAUUUUGAUUUUUAAUCUGGCAGAUUUCAAGAGAUGCAGCAGUCUCCUUGAAGCUGCUGUGUACAUUACUCAUGCAUCCCUUUUCAGGGACUGGCAGGGGUAGCAAAGAGUGUUCUGAGGUGUCUGACAGGCCAUUACAGAACAUUAUGUCCCCAAUCUGCAGCCUCGGGAAAGAGGGCAAUGGGAUUGUGGGGCCUCUCUGUCUGCUUAUCUGAAAGACCCAACAGGUUUGGUUCCUCCCCACUGAAUCAUUCCAUUCUAGCUACCGUAUUUUUCCAUCUAUAAGACGCCCCCAUGUAUAUUUUUGGGGACUCAGAUUUAAGAAAAUGGGGGGAGAUGGCCCAGAGUAUAAGAUGCCCCCUAAUUUUUGACAUUUUUUUUAAGGGGAAAAACCUAGUCUUAUACACGUAAAAAUACGAUAAUCAUUAGAAGAAUGUCGUAAGUUCUAAGAACUAGUACCUGAGCUUUCUUCCCCUCCACUUCCCUCUCAAUCCCUUUUGUCUUUUAGAUUGUAAGCCUGAGAGCAGGAACCAUCUUAUCAAUGAUAUUUCUGUGCCAUUCUGGAAACCUUUUGUUGUUGCUGCUGCCACUGCUGCUAAAGAAUAGGAUGAAAAUGCUUCAUAUCAAUAAAUAAUAAUUCUGAUCUAUAUUGCAGAUUCAAAAAGUGGAUCAUCUCAGUGUUAUGAGGAAAUCAACAGUCAAAAGGACAGGAUGGGACAUUGUGGUUCCUCUGCCAAAGGAUAUGAGAACUGUCAGUGGCAGUACGUUUUGAACAAAAAUGGAAAUUGUGUGAUGAGAAGGUCACAUUCCUACCACUAAGCAUUUAUGGAAUACUGCCCAAAGCAGCAGUGUUUGUGCAGCAGGAAGUUUUACAGGGUGGAUAUACAGGGUACAACUUAUUCUGUCACACACCUGCACCUGAUGUGUGCUAAAACUCAUUUGAAUCAGCAUCACUUGACAGCAUGAUACAGAGGUCAUAGUCCAGGCAAACAAGAGAUGUGGUAAAACUACUAGAAAUAUGGCUCCCUCUUUCAUGCAAAAGUCACAAAUUUGGUUAAACUACUGUUAUAACUGUUAUAUAGUGCCUGAGUUCUGUUCGACAUAACUGGCAAUCUGGUGUGUUCCAGUCCAGGACCAAAAUAGCCUUCUCCUCAGCAGUUUUAUGAGGAGCAAAUUAGAACAGGUGUGAAAAAACUUUGGCCUUCCAGGUGCUGCUGCAGUACAAUGCAGCAGCAUUGGCCAUUAACCAUGUAGGCUGGAGCUGAUUGGUGCUGUAGUUCAGCAACAUCUGGAGAGCCAAAUGUUCCCCACACCUGGACUAGAACAACCAGCAUACCAAAUGGUUACACAGCCUUUCCGAAUCUGGUGUCCUCCAUGUGUUUUGGAUUGCACCUCCUAUCAUUUCCAGCCAAUCCUGUGAUGCUUGGGCUGAUGGGAAUUGUAGUCCAAGCAUCACCAUAUGGCUUUGCUGGCCUGUGUGCUGCUUAUUGGCAGCAUAUUUCCAGGUCAAUUCUAAUAGAAUCGUAGGGUCAUGGAAUUGUGGAGUUGGAAGGGUCCCAAGGUUAAUCUAGUCCAGCCCCCUGCAGUGCAAAAAUCUCAGCUAAAGCAUCUGUACAGAUGGCCAUCCAACCUCUGCUUAAAAACCUCCAAGUUCACAACCUCCCAAAGGAACUCCCAAAGUUCCACUGUGAGUUCUCACUGUAAGAAGGUUUUCCCUGGUGUUUCGUUGGAAACUCCUCUCUUGUAACUUGAAUCUUAUCCUCCAGAGCAGGAGAAAACAAGCUUGUUCCCUCUUCCAUGUGACAGCCCUUGAGAUGUUUGAAGAUGGCUAUCAUAUCUCCUCUCAGUCUCCUCUGUUCCAGGCUAAACAUACACAGCUCCUUCAACCAUUCCUAAUAAGGCUUGGUUUGAGCUAUGCUCAUGCAAUUCCCUUUUUCAGGAAUUCUGGCAAUGAACCAACACUUUACCUGUAGGUUCUCCAAUAGCUGUGUUAUGGGAGAUUCAUUAUUCUAGGCAUCUAGGUGUCCUCCCACACACCCAUGCUUCUUUUGCAGGGACCUCAAGUGUGGCAAGCUGGUGUGUGAAUAUCCAGGUAAAAAGCCUUAUGCUAUCGAAAAUGCAGCGAUAAUUUAUGCAAAGGUGCAGAAUCGCUUGUGUGUCACUUUGGACUACAUGAAAGGGCCGGGAGUGAAGGACCCAUUCUUGGUUCGUGAUGGCUCCAUCUGUGGGGAUAAUAAGGUAAGGGUCUGAAGCAUGGAUUCUGAAGCAGUCCCAACAGGUUUGAUUUCUGGUCAGGAUAGUGCAGUUCUGUUGGUGUGGACAAAUUGUUGGGGUCUCUAUCCUGCAAAAGUGAACUGGAGCAAACAACUGCUCUGGGAUGUGGUGCAGCAAGGCAAUGGGAUGUGCAUUUGCAAGGGUCUGGUAUAUUCAGUGGCGUGCUGUCUCUCCAUGUUGCCGCUGGCUAGAUCUGUCCAUGAAUUUGUUCAGUCCCUUUUAAAGUCAUCAAAGCUACACACACACACACACACACAUUUUCAAGUUUUCUAUUUACACAACAUACUUUUUUAUCAUGCAUUGUACAGACUUCCCAACCUGUCACUAUAUGAUAUACCCCGUACCCCUCAUGAGGUUACAAUUCCCAGAGUUUUCUGGAAAGAGGGCUUGACUGUUACAUUGUUCUGGGAAUUAUAGCUCUGGAGUGGGAGGAGUAGGGAUCUCUUAACUCUCAGCACCCUUAACAAAACUACAGCUCCCAGAAUUCUUUGGGGGAAGCCAUAAUUGUUUAAAGUGGUAGCAUACUGUAUAGUGCAGAUUUGACCUGUUAUUGUAAUUAUAUACCUCCGUUUAUGAACUGCCCGGUUCACGAACAACUCAGAACCCGAAUGCUGCAAACCCAGAAAUAGAUGUUCCGGUUUGUAAACUUUGCCCCGGAAGCCGAACGUGCUCCCGAGCUUCCGUUUUUCCUGUUGCGCAGCAAAUCUGAGUCCCCCGCAUAGUAAUUAAGCCUUUCCCCUCCCGCUUCUGCCCUUGCACGGCUCGUUUGCAUCCCCCCAUUUUAAUUCAAGCCUUUUCCCUCCCACUUCUCCCCUUGCACUGCUCAUCUGAGUCCCCGUCCCCCCUGUCGUAAUUAAAGCCUUCUGUUUCUGAUUGCAGUGUUCUGAGGUAAUGCUUUUGUUUUUGCUAUUUUUUGCGUUUUUGUUUGCAUGACUUUUUCAUUUUAGUGACUGUGGCUUGUUUUUCGUUUUAUGGCUACCAUCAGUGCAGGUAAGGAAAAAAUAAUUAUUUUAAUUUUUAUCAUCUACAAUACUGUCUUAUUUAUAGUACAGAACAUUGAUUAUUGCUUUCAUUUUAUGGAUCAGUGGUCUUGUUAGAUAGUAAAAUUCAUGUUAAAUUGCUGUUUUAGAGGUUGCUUUUCAUAGUCUGGAACGGAUUAAUCCAUUUUCCAUUACUUUGUAUGGGAAAGCACGCCUUGGUUUAAGAACACUUUGGUUUAAGAAUGGACUUCCAGAAUGGGUUAAGUUUGUAAACCGAGGUACCACUGUAUUGAUAUGCAUUUAUGCUGUUCUGUUCUGAGUCACUUUGGGCACAUUUAUGUAGGAAAGCAGCAUACAAAUAGAAAUAAUAAAUGCAUAUUACCUGUUAAAAUGGAGAUGAUAGGGGUAUAUGGAAAAGGUGUACAAUCCCCCUCUUUCCCUUUGCAUGCAAUCUGUCUCCCCUCCAGUCUCCUCUGUCAGUUACUUAGGUAUGCAUGUGUGUCCAGCCUCAAAGGGCAAAGGUCUCUCAUGGCUAUUAUUCCAUCUGGCUGCGUCUUUGCCUGAAGUGGUCCCAAUUUUAUUUUUUAGGUUUGCAUGACCCAGAAAUGUGUGGAUAGGUCUGUAUUAAAAACAACUUGUGAUCCAGUGAAAAAGUGCAACAGGAAAGGAGUGAGUAAAAGCAACAUUAUUUUCCUAAUAGUAUCAGAUGUCUGGCAUAUUGCUUUGCAAAUAUGUUUAGCAGUCAUCCCCUCUCCAGGGCUACGUGGGAAAGGCAGUUUUUCAAGGAGCAGCUUAGGAGGAGCUCCUUUUAUUCAAUUUAUGCAUCUUUUUACUCAGCCAGAAUGAGACAAGUUACAGGGAUAGCAACAUAUAAAAUAAUAUAAAGAUAGAAUAAGAAUCCUGAUACCAAUGCUGGUGUGCAGAUACCUAUAACAUUUUUUUUAAAAAAGAUUGAUCUAGUAUUUUCCCAUCACACCUGCUGACCUUUGGCUUUCAAAAUUCUGACAUCUGGGUAGAAUCAGUGGUGUAACCUAGGACAGGUCAAGGGGUGGAGCCGGGAGUCUAAUGACCUAUAGUACGGUAUUCUUGAACCUUGUGUCCCUAGGUUGUUAUGUAUUCAGUGGUCUGUGUUUGCCUUAGCUUGAGUCUGAGCUCCUGUGUUCUGAUUCGAUACAUGAUGUCCAAUCACAGAUAUUUCAGGAUUUGGGCCGCUGCCAUUGCCCCUUGAAUUCUGAGUCGCGAUUCGCAGCUUGGAAGUUUAGACAGCCAAUCACGUUGGGAGUGGGAGUGGCCAAGGUUUCCAGAAAUGUAUAUAAGCACUUGCUUUGCUUCUGUUUCCCAGUUAUGUAGUUCAAGAAAGGUUCUUGCUGUUAUCACUGUGUCUUGCCUCGUGGCAACCCACCUACACUUCACUGGCGAUGGAGGUGGGAUGCUAGGCUAGGUAUACAGCCCUGGCUAGCUUCCACGAGCUGAAAUCACUGCUGGGGAACUUUCGCCUCAGCUGAGCUGAAAUCACUAACUGCAGCCACAAGGCAGAUCACACAGAGCAAUUAUCAUUGCCACCCAUGGCUGCAUUGAGGAAUUUGACACCACGGUUACAGGGAAAUGGGACUCCUAUGCCACCUGGCUUGAGUUCUUCCUCAUAGCCAAUAAGGUGACUGUCCCCGAACUGAAGCGGGCUAUGCUGUUCAGUGUGUGGGCCUGCUACAUUUGAGAUUGCCCAGGCUCUGGUGGCCCCAGCCAAACUAAACAAGACAACGUUUGAUGCAAUAAUGCUGAGGCUGAGGAUGCACUUCGCUUCCCAGCCAUCAGAGAUUGCCUGCCGGUAUGCCUUCUACAAAUGAGACCAGGCCUCAGGUGAAUCCACUGUGGCCUUUGUUGCAGCUUUGCAGCAGGCCGCCUGCCACUGCAACUUCAGUGACCUGGAGACAGUGUUCUGUGACUGUAUUGUGUCUGAAGCUACAGCGCCGCCUUCCAGGUUGCCUUAGAUGAGGCCCUGACAGCAGAGACAGCUGACAAAACAACGAGAGAGACUCUCCAAGCGCACAGCCCACCCAUGGCAUGGAAGGCUGAGGCUGUGCAUUCUGAGGAGAUUGUGGACAGUGAGGAAGACGAGGAGGUCCUGAGACUGCUCCUUGACUCAUCCAAGCGUUUUGGCCAACAGGGGUGCCUUGCACCAGUUGUGGGGGCCUGCAUGAACGCCAAUCAUGCUGUUUCCACGACGCCCAGUGUCGGCCAUAUUGCACACACCUGCCAAAUGAAGCAGCAGCACAUACCUCCAGCACACACCCGGCAACCAACGUUAGGAACUGGGGAGGGUCGUUGUGGGAUUUCACGUGUGGAAGAAUGCCACACCAUCACAAACUGUGCCUGCACAAUGAGGCCAGCUGCCAUGUCUAUUCAGAGUGUGCAGCAGCCAACCUGUGACUUCUCAAGUCUCCAGGGGGUCCCAUGCAAAAUGGAGGUUGACUUCAGGUCAGUGCUCUCAAUUAUUUCUGCAGAGACGUACCGUCGCAUCUGCCAGAAGGGAAAAAAACCAGCCUCCUUGGCCUCAAUUGGUUCGAUGCACUGGGCAUCCAUGUCACCAGGGUGCAGCACAUCAGCCAGUUCAGCUACGAGGCCAUCUGUGACGAGUUCGCAGCUGUGUUUCAUGGGGUGUUGGGGUGCAACAAGGGCCCACCAGUUGCACUGAGUCUCAACCUGGCUGUUGUACCGAUUCACAUGAAGGCUCGGUGGGUGCCAUUUGCCCUGAGUUUCUUUCGUUUUGGCUGUUCAGCUGGAGAAGAUGUCUGCUCGAUCUCUGGGUUGAUUUAUGAUGUUUUUCUACUCAUUAAAGACUUCUUUAGAUUAGCAAGAAGCCUGCGUACAGUCUUUGAUUUAUCACCGACACAAGGCACCUUUCUGCUGCUGCAAUACUCUGCUGAGAGCCAGGAAGAGAGCUUGAAGCUCAGAUCGGGACAGGGAAGUGUGCCGGGCUCCAUUACAUUCCUUACAGACCAGCAUUCACCUGGUGACCUAAAAGUGAAACUAAAGAAGUGCCAUGGACAGAUCACUUCCUGGUGCAACUGGACUUCUCCGCGACCCUUCCCCUCUGCAGGGAGGUGGGACCGAUUGGGAUGGUCCGCCCCCACCACUUAAUGGAUCCAAAUGGUUUCCAGAGAGUGGUAGGGGAUGUUUUAUCCCAUGUUGAUGGUCUUUCAGCUGAUGGCCCGUUGGAAUGUAGAGUUAACAAGGGCUAUUGACUGUUUGGCUCCGAAGCACCCUCUCCAAUUGCAUGGAGCCCGGACAGCCCCUUGGUUUUCCACGGAUCUAAGGGCAAUGAAACAAUCGCUGAGAUGGCUAGAGCACCAGUGGCGGAUAACUCAUUCUGAAUCUGACCGGACACGGGUUAGCGCUCAAUGUCAAGCCUACAAGUGGUGAUAGUGACGGCGAAGAAGACCUUCUUCACUGCCUCUAUUGCAUCUGCAGAAAACAGCAGCAGGAGACUCUUUCAGGUGGUUCACAAUUUAGCGGAACCACCUGCUCCAUCGGGGCCCAGUACAGGCCACAUGAUCGCCUGCAAUGGUUUUGCAAAGUUUUUUGCUCAGAUUCAGGAAGAGGUAGACUCUACUGUGGGAACAGGACUGGGACGGGAGAGCGCUAGAGUCCUGUCUAGUCAAGUUGCGUGGGGUCAGUUCCAAUCUGUUACCUCUGAGGAUGUGGACAGGCUGCUUGGACGACUGAAACCAACCACCUAUCUCCUUGAUCCUUGCCCAUCCUGGCUUAUAAAAGCUAGCCGGGAAGGGCUGGGCGAUGGGCUCUGCGGGGUAGUGAAUGCUUCUCUCUGUGAGGGAGCCUUCCCAGACCCGCUGAAAGAGGCGGUUAUCAAACUGCUUCUUAAAAAACCAUCUUUAGAUGCAGCCAAUAUGGCCAACUAUUGCCCAGUCUCUAAUCUUCCUGAAAUAUACUCAGAGUCGCAAAGUGAUUUCAUGCUCUUUAUUCAGCUCAUAGUGGUGAGGAGGAAUGGAAGUCCCCUCAAAGUAUCUGCUUUAUAUACAUUAUUUACACAAUGGGCUGCACGUGAUUGGCUAAUUCCGGUCUUCUCCUGUAGGCCAAUCAGGUUGUGGAUUCACUUCUAUCUGGAGCUGGAUUGGGUGGUUCCUGCCGACCAAUCAUACUACUGCAUUGUUCUAGGACCAAUCAGACUGCUGCAUUUUGGAUCCGAUUCAACUCAGUACAUAACACCCCUCCCCUCUAAGUUCCAGUUCUGCCUGGGAGGUCGCAUUCAUAGUCCUCGAGGUACACCGGCGGCCUACGUGUGCGUUGCGGCCUGGAGUGUUCCCUGGUCUGGGGUUCAGGUUCUGGCUCGUGUUCCAAGGAUGCUGGCUGUGAUGGGGCCGUUUGGUCUGGUACAACCAGCUCACUCAAUCGUGGUUCUGGUUCCGGUGUCCUUUCGGCCUUGCGUGUCCUUUCUGUAUUUACUGAUUCUGCCUCUCUUGCUGGCCCCUCUUGUUCUAUGGGCCUCAUUGCCCCACUGUUCCCUUGGGACUCCUCUGACCUGUCCUCCUCCUGGUUUUCUCCCGGGAAUCGUCGCCAUAUCUGGUCGCAGUGGCGGCGCCAGCAUUGCCCCCCAUCCGUUAGCACCUCGUACGACACGGGGCGAAUGACCCUGGUGACUGUGGCGGGUACCCAUGCUGGGCCUGCCCCAAAAUUCUUUGCAUACACUGGGUCCUGGCCCACGAAGGUCCGGGGGUUCUGGCCUUCCCCCACCACUACCUCAUCCUGAGCUCUAUCGGGGUGAAGGUGGUCCAAUCUGAUUGCAAGGCGCCGACCCAUUAGUAGUUCAGCGGGGCUCCGGCCAGUUGUUGGGCUGGGGAUGCUGUGCUGUGCUAGGAGGAAUGUGGCAAGGCGGUACUCCCAAUCCCCUUGCGUCAUGCGGCGAAGGGUGUCCUUGGUGGUCCGCACCAUGCGUUCUGCUUGGCCAUUGGUGGCAGAGUGGAAUGGCGCCGAACGGAUGUGGUGGAUGGCGUUCUGCGCUGUGAAGGUUUGGAAUUCUCCUGACGUAAAUGCAGUCCCGUUGUCUGAGAUGAGAGUAUCAGGGAGCCCGUGGGUUGCAAACAGCCUGCAUAGUACCCAGAUGGCUGUGGACGUGGAAGUGGACGGUACCAGUGCGACUUCCAGCCAUUUGGUGUAGGGGUCCACCACUAUGAAGAAUGUUUUCCCCUGAAAGGGGCCAGCGAAGUCCACAUGCAGGCGUGACCAUGGUGCUCGGGCAGACUCCCAGGACUGGACUGGGGCCCUUGGAGGAUCUGGGCGGGAUUCUUGGCAGGCCUGGCAGUGUUUGACCCAGGCCUCUAUCUCUCCGUCGAUCCCUGGCCACCACACAUAACUCCUGGCAAGGGCCUUCAUUCUCACUACCCCUGGAUGUGUCUCGUGUAGGGCUGUGAGGACCCUUUUGUGGAGGGGCUGGGGAACAACGACCCUGCUUCCCCAUAACAGGCACCCCUUGUGGGCCGACAGUUCAUGUUUGCGGGUUGUGUAGCUGGCGAAUUCUGGCCCGGGGCUGCUGCUGGGCCAUCCCGUCCACACCCAGUCCAGGACUCGGGAGAUGACUCUAUCUUUCUUGGAAUUGUGUGCAACCUCUUGUGCCUGAAUAGGGCGGUCGGGAAACAGCUCCAGGCUCAUAACCUCUUGUGCAGGUGCUGGGUCACGGCCUGUUUCCAGUAGUGGUAGCCUGCUGAGGGCGUCCGCAUGGCCCAUCGCCUUCCCAGGGCGGUGAAUCAGUGCAUACUGGUAGCUGGCAAGGAAAAUUGACCACCUGAGGACGUGAGGAGACAGUACUCGGGGGGUCUGCUUUUCGGGGGCAAACAAGCCAAGCAAUGGCUUGUGGUCAGUCACCACGGUAAAGGGCCGCCCGUACAAGAAAUCAUGGAAUUUUUUUUACUCCCUUCACGAUUGCCAGACCCUCCUUGUCGAUUUGUGAGUAGUUCCGCUCAGUUGCGUUGACUUCCUUAAUUCUCUCAUUACAGAAUAAGGAAGCGUCUCGUACAAUACCUGCUGUUGAGCAGUUCCUGGGUUUGUAUAGGUGAUAGGGAAAGCAGAUGGCAUUUCACCAGCCCAUUCAGACUCUUCCUCUAAGGACAGGAGCCCUUUUUGCCUAGCCAGAGAGAGCGCAGCGCGCACAGCUCCUGUAGAGCACGCAGGGGCUGUGGCAGGCGAAGGAGGGAUGGGGGGGAGGAUGUGGGCUGAGACGGUUGAGGCGUAGGGAGGGGUUGGCAGGGUUGCGAAGGAGGCAAAAGCUUUGGGUAAGGUGGGGGAUUGUCUGCAAUGGCUAAAAGGGCAGGGGCCGAAGGAGAUGCCUGAGGUCCUAAUUUAGCAACGGCAUCUGCACAUUUCUGCCAAGUGAGCAGACAAUGAAUCAGAGCCCUCGGUUCUGCAAAGAGGGUUUUUCUGAUCUUCUGCCAAGUUUCUAUCCCCAAAGAACCUGUUUCAGGGUACCAGGGGCACUGGCAAGCAAUCUCACAUAACAAUGUUUCAAUUUCUUUUAAAGAAAUAUGAGCACCCGCCACCCGCUGUCUAACGAGAUGGAGGAAUUCUUUGGCAUGCUCCUUUUGGAAUUUAGUCAAUCCCCCCCCCCAUACUCACGAAAUAGUGAGACUUUUCCAGUCCAGUGAAGUAUGAGGCUGCGUAAAGGGAUCUGGCACGUCGAGGUCACCAGAUGUUGGGUUGAAAUAACGACAGAUGAGUAGCAAGUGUCAUGUGAGAGGCAUCUCUCGAGCAAGUCCCGAGGAGACUCUUUUAUUGAAUAUUACAACAUUGCCACAGGUGCGCUCGUUGCUGAUUGGUUGACAUAAAUACAAAGCAACUUGUUGCUGAUUGGUUAACACAAGUACAAAGCACAGGUUACAUAUAGGCAUUAAUCACCAAUAGAUUAAAGGCUGGGAAAGGGAGCACAGAACUAGACAGGUAUGAAACCUCCUAAUUAAAUUAUAACUAGUGAUUGAUAUAGCAAGACUAAAACAAUUACUAAUGAUUGAUCAUAACAUGAAAGAAUAUAAUAAUCGCGUCCCGUAGAUGUGGUCAACUAUGCAUUAAGAACAGGUCAGAGUAUAAUGUUUUCAUGAACUUAAUAUGAACUGAACAUCCUAGGGAGAUGAGGGAAUGUCUUGGUAUUUAGAACGGGUUGUGCAGCAUGUGCAGAAGCAGAGAAAAGCUUAGAAGCAAGGAAAAGUAUGCCACCGGUACCUCUCUUCCAUCCGGGAGUUGGUGUCCCAGGACAGCGCUGAUGCCAUAGGGCAAGGCGUCGCAUGCUAGCACCACCGGCAGCCUCUCGUUGAAGUGUGCCAAGACCGAGUUUGAGACAAGCAAGUUCUUGACUGCCUGGAAUGCGGCCUCCUGGCGCUGGCCCCACACCCAAGGGGCCCGCUUGUCCAGGAGUCUGUGUAGGGGCUCUGCUACCGCCGCCUUGUGGGGAAGGAAGGAAUGGUAAAAGUUCAAUAGUCCCAAGAAGGCCUGAAGUUCAGUCUUGCUCUUGGGUGCUGGGGCAUCACAAAUGGCCCAUACCUUGUCCCCAGUCAGGCGGACCCCUUCUGCGUCCAUCAUAAAUCCCAGAAAGUCUACCUGAGGCACUCCUAGUAGACAUUUUUCCCGCUUCACCUUGAGACCCGCCGUCUGGAAACGGUGCAGAACGGUGCGGAGGCGGUCCUCAAACUCCUCUGGUGUGGGCCCCGCAAUCAACACAUCAUUGAAGAAGGGGGUGACGCCAGGAAUCCCUUUAAGGAGAGAGUCCAUUAGAUUCUGGAAUAUGCCUGGUGCCACACUGACACCGAAUUGCAGCCGCUUUACCCUGAAUGCUCCUCUGUGCGUCACAAUUGUCUGUGCCUCUGCUGUGGCCUCAUCUACUGGCAGCUGUUGAUAUGCUUGGGCCAAGUCCAGCUUGCCAAAAUUUUUUGACCCAGCCAGGGUGGCAAGGACAUGGCUGACCACUGGCACUGGGUAUGCGUUGGCCGUGAGGGCCUUGUUUAUGGUACAUUUGUAGUCUGUGUAGAUGCGGACUGAACCAUUAGGCUUGACGGGUGUGACGAUUGGGGUUUCCCAGGGGGCAUUAGGCACCUGCUCCAGCACUCCUUGCUCCAUGAGCUGGUCCAAUUCCUCGUCUAUGCGGGGUUUCAGGGCGAACGGGACCCGGCGGGCCUUGAGCCUGACAGGUCGUACUGCAGGGUCAAGCUGUAGAGCAAUGGGGGGGCCCGUAUACUGUCCCAAUUUCCCAUCGAAAACCCCCAGGAAUUCCUUGCAUAUGGCGUCCACGUCCACUUGUAAGCUAGUGUGGUUCACCCCGGUGACGGCUAGCCCCAGUGGUCCAAACCAUGCCAAUCCCAGUAAGCUAAUGUAGGGGCCCUUGACCACAAGCAAGUCCAGUUGCUGCAUCCGCCCUCGAUAUUGCACCCUGAAGGUCCCCACCCCCAUUGUGGGGACCUUACGUUUCUGGAAGUCCCAGAGGGUGAAUGGGGCCGGCCGGUUUGGGACCCCCAGUAGGACACAGUUUCCUUAAGGUCCUUGCCGAGAUUAUGGAUAGAGUUGAACCCGUGUCAAGCUCCAUGCGGCACGGGGCCCCCUCUAUCUGUACCUCUACAUAAAUUUUCUCUAUGUUGGGGUGGGGCAACUGGUAUACCUGGAAGUCCGUGAGCUCCGUUGAGUUGCCUUGGUGCGUUGGGCCCCGGGACCUGGGGCUCUUGGAUUGGUCAUCUGAUGUCUGGUGUCGGGUGGGCCGAGCCUGACACACCUGGGCGAUGUGUCCCGAUUUUCUGCACUGCCUGCACUCUGCGUUGUGGAAACGGCAGGUCCUCCUCUCGUGACUUUCCCUGCAGCUUGCACAGUUCCCUCCUUCUCGUCGAGGCAGCUGUGGUAUGUGUGCUGCUUGAGUGUGCUGCUGUACUCGGUGCACCUCCUCCCUGUCAGAUCCUGAGUCGUCGGUAGGGUCUUCAUGGUGGACCCUCGGUUGGGACGGCAGGCUCGGCCGUGCCUCUUGCGUCGACCUCUCGGCAGCUUCCGUUGCCAGGGCGACCUGGAACGUUAGGUCCUUCUUAGCGUAGAGGCGUCGUUGCAGCUUCUCAUCCUUCAGGCGACCGACGAGGCGGUCACGAAGCAUGUUCUCCAACUCUGAGAAGUUGCAGAACCGGGCGGCUUGGCGGAGAGAGGUCACAAACCCAGUUAUGGUUUCCCCAGGGGCUUGCCGCUUUGUGUAGAAGGCAUUUCGACGAGCCACCACUGAGGGCUGCGGCGAAAAGUGCCCCUUCAGCUGUUCCAUUAUUGUUUUGUAUGGAACAGUAGCGACGUCUUCAGGCGCAAGGAGAGCCCGGGCGAUUUCAAACGUCUCCUCUCCGCAGACGCUGAAGAAUAUCGCCCUCUUCUUGGCGUCUUCUUCGUCGGUGACCCCUUUGGCUUCUAGGAGGAAGGUGAAACGGGAGGUGUACGCUUCCCAGUCUCCAGAUGCUGGGUUGAACGGCGAGAAGCUGCUGUCGGUUGCCAUUCUGAGUUCCUUGUGUCCCGGAGCUGAAGUCUGGAUACACGGUGCGAGGCAGCGGUGCGGCAGGUGGCGGUGCUGCGGUGCUGUGUGUAGCAGUCAGCUCAGCGGGAUCCCACCUUCAUCGCCAGUGAAAUAUACUCAGAGUCGCAAAGUGAUUUCAUGCUCUUUAUUCAGCUCAUAGUGGUAUCUGCUUUAUAUACAUUAUUUACACAAUGGGCUGCACGUGAUUGGCUAAUUCCGGUCCUCUCCUGUAGGCCAAUCAGGUUGUGGAUUCACUUCUAUCUGGAGCUGGAUUGGGUGGCUCCUGCCGACCAAUCAUACUGCUGCAUUGUUCUAGGACCAAUCAGACUGCUGCAUUCUGAAUCCUAUUGUUCUAGGACCAAUCAGACUGCUGCAGUUUGGAUCCUAUUCAACUCAGUACAUAACACUUCCAUUCUUGGGCAAGGUGAAUGGCAAAGGUUCUUGCUGUUAUCACUGUGUCUUGCCUUGUCGGAACCCACCUACACUUCACAGGUAUUUCUGGACUGCAACUCCCUUAAUACCCAGACAGAUUAGGCAAUGAAAAACACUGUUCUAGCAGAAGCAAACUUAAUUUGUUUAUAGUCCCAUGGGUGGUGUUUGCAGUUUAACUGGGCUGAACCUUUGCUUGUAUCCAGUGUGCAGUGAAGAUGUUGCUCAGUGAAGGAAGUGAUUGUGGGAAAUCAGUUCCCCAUGGUUGCUACAACAAGGUGUUGUGUUGCUCUGCCUCCAUACAGCUUGUAUAACUAAUUGUCGGGGCCAGAAUUUAACUGUUGGUCAGGGCUUGCCUCACUCCGUGUGUGGCACUUUGCAAGCAAAGCCCCAACAACCAGCUGAUUGUUGCCAAGAGAGCACCUGUCAGAUUUGACCUGCUUGAAGUUGGGGAGAUAAGGAUCAGGCCCACUGGCUGGACCUAGUUCCCCAUCCCUGAUUGAACAGAAACAGCAACUGCAGACGAAGCACAGAAAAGCAUCCUGGCAUUUCCAGAACAAUCCUGUAAUGGCAGAAAUAUAUGGAGUGAGUGGAGUAGUCAGGAUGAAAGUUGGGCUUCAUCAAACAUUCUUUGGAAGCACUCAUCUCAAAUGCAUUUACCCUUUGUUGGAAAAAAGUAACUGUCUGUCUUCCUGAGAGGUCACUGAUAGUGGCUUGCCUGGUGUUAGGAUAGUGAGCCACAGUUUUGGGAGGGCUCCUGUCACAGCUGCAAUGGAGGUAUAAAAGCAGGACUUGUUGAAUUGCCACCUGCUAGUCAAGUUGGUGGAGCCCUGCUUGAGGGAGGGGGCAUAUAACAACCAGAUCUGGGAGAUUACUAUGUGUGAGAUGGGAAAAGAACUGAAGAUGGCAGCCUUCCCCAUGCUAGUGUCUUCAAGAUGUUGGAUGAUGAAGACUACUGGGGGAUGGGUAGUCAUGGCAGAUCGAUUGCCUCUCAUCAGUGGCUGGCUGAUGAGAGAUAACUGCAUGGCAUAUACAGCCAGAUAUAUUUCCCUUUUUUCAAUAUUUUUUGGUCAAACAUAGGAAGUUGUUUAUUGACAAGGUAGACCAUUGAACUGCCUACAUAAUGGCUCUCUAGUGUUUCAGGCAGAAGUCUAGCCUAGCUGUUAGAUGCCAGAGCAUUGAACAAAGCUUGGAAUUUCCCAUUGUGCUACAGUCCCUUCCUAAGGUGAAAUUAUGGUUGCAAAAGCCCUCAGAGUGGCAGGUUGUAUAUAUAUAUAUAUAUAUAUAUAUAUUAAAAUAAUCUUUAUUGCUUUUUAAACUUACAAGAAAAGAAAAAAGAAGAAAAGAGGCUAGAGAGAAAGACAAAAUAGAGCAGAGAAGAAGAAAAAGGAGAGAAAAGAAAAAACAAUACAAUAAACAAUACAAAACACAACCUUAACACACUAAACUAAACAAAGCAAAACAACAAUUUAAAAACAUAUACCAUACCAUUUCAUUACUCUGUCUUUCAUUCCCUUAUUUCAUCGACCUCCUCUCACCUCCCUUUUUGUAUUCCACUUCUAUUACUUGUUUCAGCAAUUCCUUUCCAUCUUUCUCUAUUUUUAUCAUUAUGAAUAUCUUAACAUAUUUUUUACCUUAUUUUCCAUUAAUACUGAAAUACUUAUUUAUGCCUAACUCCUUAUAACAUUUCUGCUAAAGCCAUAAAGUUUCAUUCCAACAAUUUUCUAACACUCAUUAAAUUUACAAUAUUUCUAUAUAUAAACUUUAAACUUUCCCAAUCUUCUACCACCAUCUCUUCUCCCUGGUCUCGGAUUCUGCCAGUCAUUUCCGUCCAUUCCAUAUAGUUCAUCAACCUGGAGAUCUUCUGUCCGAGGCUCUUAAAUCUUUUCCAAGUCCCUUCUGCAGUUUUUUUUCAUAUUCUUUGAUGCUGAAGAUGCUGAAGCGCAGGUCUUGGGGGGGCCCCGACCCAACCAUGCCCCCAUUCCCUCUCGACAGACCAACCAACUCUCCACAGCUAAAACCAAUGUCCAUACAAUAUCUCAAAUCAUGUUUCAAGGCUCCUCCAGAUCCAAAGGCCCCCACAACUCCAAUCACCUCCUGACCCAGAUUCAGGACCCAAAGGUCAGUAAAUCUCUGCAUGAAAGAGUCUAUCCAACCUUCCUUCUCCAAUCCAAGCAGGGCUCCAAUCUUCAAAUUCUGACUUUUUCUAUAUUCAUUCAUAAAAGGCCUCCACUUAUAGUCCUCAAUUUGCCUCUGUAAGACUGGGGCUUCCACUUGUAUUAUUUUAGGUUCAACAACACCAACAUUCUCCUUCGUCUUCUCCCUAGUUUGUCCUGUCAAAGUAGGUUCCUGUGUCAAAUCCUGAACAAUUUCUGUAUUAAUGGUCACUUUUUGUUCCAAAUUAAUCACUUUUUGUCCCAAGUUCUCAAGUUUGGUAUUCAUAGCAUCCGUCUUCUUGUGGAGCUGUUCCAACGAAUAGCUUAUCUUACAUAAUACAGUCACUAAGGCUCCUUCUGUCAACAUUCUUAAAAUCCAAGGUCAAUCUCUAUUUCACACAGUUCUUAUCUUGCAGCUGGAAAACCCCCAGCUCCACUCUUGUAACAGUUUCAAAAGCUCCCUCUAGAGGGAAACAGUCUCCACUUGUAUCAAUCCUUUUAAACACAAUUUAAACUAUAAAGUUAGUUUCAGUUUUCAUUACUUUUCCUACUUUUUAAACGCAGAUGAGGACAAUGGAAACAAUAUAUUUCUCUUAUUUAGUUAGCUGUCAAAAAACGUCACUCUUUCUGGCAGCCCGUUUCCAGGUUCGGAGCAGUGGUAAUUUGGUUUUUCACUCUCUCCUGCAGGCUCACUAGGUCCAAAAUUUCCCCCCUCUUCUCCUGCUUCCAAGGGGGGUUUAAUAGUUUUAACCGAUGGAGAUUUAAUCCUUUACAAAAAUAAACUUUCCAAGGCUUUAACUUGCAACUUCUUUGCUUCAAUCUGUUUACAAAAAAGGAAGGCGGACUUCCUGUUUAAAACCUUCCCGUUUUGAUGCCAAAUUAAUGAAUUUAAGGAUCUAAUUUUCUGUUCUACUCACGGCUAGUUGUUUAAAAUCCAAUUGUCCACAGGAAAAAGUCAGCGCUCUCCGGCAACAGCGAUGCGGCUUCACUCCGUGAAAGAAGCAGUCAAUUCGAAGCACCGCGCCGCUCACCCCACUUCGCUCUGGAUCCCCAAAUCAGGGUUUCCCCGCAAGUAGGGGAGGCACAAAGGGUGCCAGCCGAAUCCCAAGUUCACAGGUUUCUCCCGCCUGUGAUUUCAGUGGGUCUCCGCCUUCGCCAUGGCGGUCAGACCCUAAUUUCCACGGAGCAAAUUCCUCCUGAUCGGAGGAACUCUGCCAUUGCCUGGAGGCGCCAAACCGGAAGUAGCAGGUUGUAUAAACCCUGGCAAAAAUUAAAGGAAUUGCUCAUGGAUCAUAAGUACCAAGUUGUUAUGUGCUUAUAUAUCAUAUAUCUUCUGCAAACCUUCAUAAUGGCAAAACAGAUUCAAAUUAUUGUUUUAGUCAAGUAUGGCUUUAAAGUAUGUCACUAUUUGAACUGAUGGGGAUAACUCUGAGUGGAUGCUAGUCCCCAAUACUCAUUCAAACUUCUCCAAGUUGCAUCCUAAAUUCUUUGGGUCUUGCUAACACUUGAAAACACUUGAGGUGUCUCAAGAAAUAUCAGAAUCUCUCAAAUAUGAAUUAAUUCCACAUAUUAAUAAUUUUAACAUAUUUAAAAUUGUCCAGGGCAUUUUUUGGGGGGGGUGGACUCACUUCGGACAAGGAGCAGAGUCAAUAGAUUAACCACUUGUGCUUUGCAUAAAGCUUUUUCCCUCAGAGAGAUAGAUAAGAUUCUUGAAGGAUUUUCUUCCCAGGCUUGGGAGUUUAAAAGAUGGGGGAAAUUAAAACUGUUCUUGCUGGGUUGAAUUUCUGUAAUAAAGAUGAAUAUAUUGUCUGGAAUGAUGUUCCUGUUCCAAACUUUUUAAAAUCUUUUACCUCUUGUUUUACCUUUUAUCUCUUGUUCCAAACAAUACCUGUUAUAGUUAAUAACAAUGGAAAAACAAUGGAAAAAAUAUACCCAGGUUUUUAUGGCAAAGGAAAAAACCAUGGGUUAUAAGAUGUAAAGGAAAGGGGAGGAUUAAGUGUACCAAAUCUCAAAUUGUUUCGUUUAAUGUGGAUGAAGGAGUGGUUGACAUCAAUGAGAUUACAAAAUCAAAGGAACAAUUAAUAAUGGAAGGUUACAAUCUUCAUUCGUUCCCUUAUAUGCCAUCAGUAGAGAGGUUUAAGAUGGAUUUUAAAAAAUGGUAUAGAGAAAGAAAAGACAGACUUUGAAACUGACCUGUGUGCUGAUGAUGAACAUGUUAUUGCAAAAAUGUAUAAACUGGAGUACUGUGUCCAGUUCUGGGCACCACAGUUCAAGAAGGACACUGACAAACUGGAACGUGUCCAGAGGAGGGCAACCAAAAUGGUCAAAGGCCUGGAAACGAUGCCUUAUGAGGAACGGCUAAGGGAGCUGGGCAUGUUUAGCCUGGAGAAGAGGAGGUUAAGGGGUGAUAUGGUAGCCAUGUUCAAAUAUAUAAAAGGAUGUCACAUAGAGGAGGGAGAAAGGUUGUUUUCUGCUGCUCCAGAGAAGCGGACAUGGAGCAAUGGAUCCAAAAUACAAGAAAGAAGAUUCCACCUAAACAUUAGGAAGAACUUCCUGACAGUAAGAGCUGUUCGACAGUGGGAUUUGCUGCCAAGGAGUGUGGUGGAGUCUCCUUCUUUGGAGGUCUUUAAGCAGAGGCUUGACAACCAUAUGUCAGAAAUGCUCUGAUGGUGUUUCCUGCUUGGCAGGGGGUUGGACUCGAUGGCCCUUGUGGUCUCUUCCAACUCUAUGAUUCUAUGAUUCUAUGAUUCUAUUCUAUGAUUCUAUGUUGUUGAAAUUUGAAACUGAAGAGGAAAAGGUUUAAAAAAUGCAUGACAGAAGAGAAACUAGUUUCAGUGAGGGUUAAAAUUGAUGAAAAUGUUAAAAUCACAGCAGAGGUAUCAACCCAGGUGAAUAAUUUGAUACAAAGAGAAAAAUUGCUUCGCUGAACUCGACUAUAACCGUUCUAGGGGUGCAGCAAGUAAUCCAAAGAUCCAAAAUAGGGAAGACACCGGGCCCUGAUCGGCUUCUGGCAACUUAUUAUAAAAAACUAGAGGAAUCAUUAUUCUUACCUGUGAAAGAUACAAUGAACGAUUUUACAAAACUGAAAGUUACCAAAUUCAUGGAAUAAAAGUUUCAUCACCCUCAUUCAUAAACAAGGAACAGAUCCCUCAAUUAUUGCAAACUAUAGACCCAUCGCCUUGUUAAAUAAUGAGUAUAAGACAUUUAUUGACAUCAUAGCAAACAGACUAAAGCAGUCCUAAAUGACUUAAUUCAUAAAGAUCAAACUGGAUUUCUUCUAGGACGUCAUAUGCAAUCCAACCUUAGAUAUGUAAUUAAUGUUUUAGAAUACCUAGAUUGUAAAAUUGAUAAACUGCAGCUUUAAAUGUUGGUUGAUGCUGAAAAGGCUUUUGACCACAUUUCCUGGAAGUUUAUGAAAAACUUAAUACAAGAAAUUGGACUUGGUGAAAAUCUCUGUAAAGGAAUAAAUGCCAUCUAAUUGGAACAAUCGGCUAAAUUAAUCAUCAACUGCAAAAUCACAGAUGAAUGUAAGAUAAACAAAGGAACUCGGCAAGGGUAUCCAUUGUCACCCCUGAUAUUCAUCCUGGUGAUGGAGGUUCUGAAUAUCCAGAUACGGAAAGACCAGCUUGUUAAAGGAAUCACCUUGAGGAAUAAGGCAUAUAAACUCAAGGCCUUUGCCAAUGACAUACUCAUUAUGACAGAAAAUCCUGUCGAGAGUGCUGGAACUGAUUAGAGACUUUGGAGAAGUGGCAGGCUUCAAAGUGAAUACCAUUAAAACAAAAUCCUGGUGAAAAAUGUAUCAAAUUUGGAAAAGGAGAAGUUAGAAAAAAACAUUGGGCCUAAAGAUAUGCAAUAAAGUAAAAUAUGUAGGUAUUUGGAUUACCUCUAAAAAUAUAAAUCUGUUUCAGGAUAACUAUAUGAAAAUUUGGCUCGAGAUUAAAAGAAAUCUUGAGAUAUGGAGCAGGUUGAAAUUGUCAUUUCUGGGCAGGAUCUCCAUUAUAAAGAUGAAUGUGCUCCCAAAAUUAAUAUUUCUAUUUCAAAUGAUCCCUAUACUGGGUGGAGCGGGCUGCCUCAAAAAUUGGCAAAAAGAAAUUUCCAAAUUUUUAUGGUUAGGGAAAAGACCUAGAAUUAAACAUUUAUUUUUAAUUGACAUAAAAGACAGAGGAGGCUUCUCCCUACCUGACCUGAAAUUGUACAAUGAAGCGGCCUGCCUUAUCUGGUUAAAGGAAUGGUGUUCGCUGCAGUACCCAGACCUCUUAGAUUUGGAGGGUUAUGAUAACCGAUGGGGACGGCACACAUACUUAGCGGAUGGGAAAGCAAAAGUUCAUAGGAAUUUUUCAAACCAUAUUAUUAGAAAAUCCUUAGUGACGGUUUGGGAGAAGUAUAAAAACCUGCUCGAACCCAAGGUUCCCUGGUGGAUCUCGCCAAUAGAGGCGAAGGUGGUCAAGAGAAAAAAUACCCAGGGACCCUGGGUAUAUAAAGUAUAUAAAUAUAAAGUACACCUAAAGGAGGAUAAUAACCAACUGAAAUUAAAAAGCUUCAGGGAAAUAAGAGAGUGCCUUUUUGAUUGGUUUCAAUAUCACCAAUUAUUUGAGACAUUCAAAAUUGACAAACAAAAGGGUUUUUCCACUGGGACCUCUAGAUUUGAAUCGGAUUUGGUGAACUCCAGAAUUAAAACACUUUCUAAAGUAUACUGACGCCUCCUUGACUGGGAAGUCAAGGAGGAGGAGGUUACAGCGGCUAUGAUUAAGUGGUCGCAGGAUUUUGGGUACUCAAUAACAAUGAAGCAGUGGGAAAACCUGUGGAAAACAAACUGGAAUUUUACAGCCUGUUACACUCUGAGAGAGAAUUUUCUUAAAAUGCAGCAUCAGUGGUAUUUAACCCCUUGGAAAUUGUCCAAGAUGUUCAAAAAUGCCCCAAAUAACUGCUGGAGGUGAAAAGAAAAGCCAGGUAAAGAACUCAAGGUAUUUUGGGAGGACAUCCACAUAGAACUGGAAAAAAAUGUUAAAGAUAUCUUUCAAUAGGAAACCAGAAGCUUUGCUUUUGGGAAUCACAGAUUCAGAUAUUCCUAAAAAGGCCAAAGAGAUCUUCUUAUAUGCUACGGUAGCACAAGAGUUCUCAUUGCGGCAAAUUGGAAAAGUGAUAAAGUCCCGUCAAUAUUAUAAUGGUCACAAAUUGGCUGAAUACUCAAAAUUAGAUAGCAUGUCAGAAAAAAUAAAAAAUAAACCAAAACAGGUAUUUAUCUCAAAAUGGGAAGUUUUUAAAAUAUAUUAGUCUAGUUAGUCUAAGGUCAUUUGCUGCAUUUGAAUAAUUUCAGUAGCAGUAUUAAGAAUGUGGUAAAACCUAUGAAUAGAUCAAAGGAUAUUAAAUUUGAACAAAUAAUACAGAAUCUGUAAUAAGGAAUAGACGGGAAGUCUGGUCAAUAGAAAAAGACCACUUUUAUUUUAUGUUUUGAAGGUUAUUAGUUGAUGUAUUAAUUCUCUUCUUUUUGCUUUGGCGGUGAUGGAAAUUUAUUUUCUUUUUCUGUAUGUUGUGUUAAUGUGAAUGGUAUGUGAAUGGUAUCAAUAAAAUUAAUUUUAAAAAUGCAUGAUUUAAUGGGGAAGAAAUUUUUGUUAGAAUAUACAGAUGGAACAAUGGGAACAUAUGUGGACUAAGGGUUUAAAAUUUACAUUGUGUUACGAUCGUAAAGAGAAUUUCCAUAAAAUGAUGUAUCAUUGAUAUUUAACUACUAAGAAACUAUUCAGAAUGUAUAAAGAUGUUUUAAAUGUUUGCUGGAAAUGCCAAGAACAUGAAGGGACUUUUUUUUCAUGCAUGUAAAAAGGCUAAAAAAUAUUGCAUACAAAUACAUCCAUUGAUACAGCAGAUUUUAAAGGUUAAUGUUCAUCUGAAGUCAGAAUUCUUUUUUUAAGGUUAAAUAGUUACACAACUGGAAAAGGAUUAUGGAAGAUUACUCCAAUGGGAUUAUUGGAGAUUGCUAUAUGCACAAAGAUGGAAAGAUGCAGAAUGACUUGGUUCAGAUGGGAAAGUUAACAUGUUUAAUUAGCGAAAACAUUGGAAAUUUCUUAUGUAAAUACUAGUUUACACAAGACAGAAAAUAGAAUAGUUUGAUCUUAAUGAGUAAAUACUAUAUAUAGCAGCAGGACAGAGAGCUGGAAGUCCUUUUAUCUUUUUAAAUUUUUCCUUAAUCUUUUAUUUCUCUUUCUCUUUCUUUAGGUUUUACUUUUCUUUUUGUUUUCUCCUUUGUUCUUUUUUAGAUAGCUGUUUAUUUUAGCAUAUUUUUUUAGUAGCUGUUUAUUUUAGCAUAUUUUAGCAUAUUAUAAAAAGAUACUUUGUAAUGGGUUUGUAUUUUUCUAUAUCUUUGAAUAAGCAGGGGCAAAACUAGGCUUUAUUUCACCCGGGUCAAAGACCCAGUUUGGCUCAAAUCACCCACACACAUUUGUGUACACACACAGUCUCAAUAGUGCCCCACUGGAGGCUUCACACAAAGCAAAAAAAACCCUGGCUACCCCCCCCCCCCCCCCCGCUAUGGCUCUGGAAUAAGUAUCUUUGUUUUGUUUUAUUUUGUUUUGUUUUGAUUCCAACUCCAUUGAGCUCCAUUCUGCAUGGCCAUGUUGACUUCAGCUGUUGGAAGCAGUAAUCCAAAACAUUGAAAGGGAUAUCUUGGGAAGUCUUGACUCUGGUAAAUAAAUUAUUGUGGCUUCCUUCCUCCCCUUCCCAUGCAAUCCAGGUAUGCAACAAUAAAGGAAAUUGCCACUGCAAUAUGGGAUGGGCCCCCCCUGACUGCAUGAUGGAAGAUAGAGGAGGCUUGGGUGGAAGCAUUGACAGCACAUUUCGAAGUGGUGAGUUGGUUUCUUGGUUUGUUUUUAAAAAUAACUUUAUUAAUUUUAGUUCAUAUUUGUCCAUAAGCAGAAUGAGUUUUAAACAAUAUAUCAUGUGGAGGAUUGUUUGGCACAUAAAGGUAAAGGUAAAGGGACCCCUGACCAUUAGGUCCAGAGUCAUGACCGACUCUGGGGUUGCGGCGCUCAUCUCGCUUUAUUGGCCGAGGGAGCCGGCGUACAGCUUCCAGGUCAUGUGGCCAGCAUGACUAAGCCACUUCUCAAGACGGCUUACUAUAUGAAAGAUUUACAUAGUUACAAAUGUAGCAAAUGUAGCAAAGUAGUUAUAAAAAUAAAUAAAACAUUAAAAGCUUCAUAAUCAAACUGAACAAUUUCCACAUAAAAAUAAAGAUACAAAAAGUUAAUAUCAGUAAUAUCAGUUAAUAUCAGUAACAACAGCAAAACUUUUCCCAAAAUACCCCAGUCCUUGCUGGGCAGCAGCCGCAGCAGCAGUCCUUAUGAGGCCAGUCAGGCCCCGCCCUGGGCCAGGUGGAGAGAGGCAGGAAAGGGGCCAUCAACAAUCAUCUGCAGAAAAAGUGCUUCUGUCAGCCCCCUUGGCUGCUUUAGUGCAGCCAAUCCCAGCUGAUUGUCAGGACUUCACAUUUUUCUUUCUUAAGAUGGAUGCUGUCUAGGCCUGGUGAGUUCUUAAUUUUAAGUUUGUUGGUCUGUCCAAAACUUAACAUCAGUUGAACGCAGUUCUUUGGCCCCUGCCCCUGCAACUUUUGCAGGAAAGACAGAUCCAAGUCUCUGACUCCUGCUCUGGCAGGAGUGUAUAACAUUCUUAUUUUAUUUUUUAUUUUCCUUGCUAGCUGCAACUGUAGAUGAAACUCUCAACGUUGGUACAGCUACAAGAAACUGGCUCCUGAUUAGCUUUUUCCUUUUCCUGCCUGUCCUGAUUGGCUCGGUCAUCUUGAUCAUAAAAUUGAGGGACUUUUUCUCAAAUGUGAAAGGGGAGGAGGAAGAGGAGGAAGAUGCAGAAGAGGAAGAAGAGGAAGGAAAAGGUUAUGAUAUGAAAAGGUAACUUGGCUUUGUUUGCCUAAUGAUCAAAUUGGUGCGUCUGGUGCAAAUGUGCUUCCCAACUUUUCCCGACCCCACACAGUUGUUCCUUUUCCCAGAGGUGUAUGCCACUUCUGUAACCUGUAAAUGCAGUUUCUCUUUUUUAUAUACAUAAUAAUUUUUUUUGGUUUUACAAUUUAGUUUUUCAUUCACACAAAAAGAAAAAUACAAUCCAAAAACAUAGACUUCUCCAAAUUCUCUGACUUCUAUCCUCCCUUUCGUGGGGUCCACUAAUAAUCAUUUCCCCUGCAUAUUAUCACUGCAUAUUAUCUUACCUAUUUUCUCCUCUAAAUACAGUUUCUCAGUCUGCUGCCAGGGCAAUAAACAGCUGUCCUCCUUGCAACUGCACAGUAGACCAACUCACAGCAUGUUGCCUCUCACCAUCCCAACCAGUGGUGGAGUGAAUGCAAAUGCUUUGUGGGACAAGUGCAUGGGCACCCCUGAGGGGGGUGGGGUGGAACGAGGGAGACCCCUUUGGCUUGGCUCACAAUGCAGUGCAGGGGGUGCACUUGCACACCACAGUCCAGGAGCAUGGGCAGCAGUGUUGCUGCCCACUCUCCUCUCUCUGCUGGAGCUUCCGAGCCGCCAGGUGCCUCACAUGCCUCAGCCUCUCUCCCCUAGGUCUGGCUUGACCCCUUGACUUGUUGGGCCAUUGUGUGAGGAAGCUGUUUCUGCAACUCCUCCAUUCGCUGUCGCAUGGGUGUAGCCAGGGGGGGCAGCUGCCCCUCCAAAUCAAUAAAAAUCAAUAAAAAGACAUAGCAAACUGAGGUUCUGCACCCUAUAACAAAAGACCUGCCCUCCCAACAAAAAUCUUGGCUACACCCAUGCGCUGGAGCCAGACUCUGAUGAGGGAGCCUGUUGUGGGGGCACCUAGUCACGCCGUCUCAGACAAAUGCACCCUGGGCCAUGUCCUCCCACCCCUCCCCCCACACUAUGCAACUGAUCCCCCCUCCAGAGAUAGCUUGCAUGGUACCUCCCUGAUGCUGCUACCCCUGGAGCCACCCUGGACUCUUUUGGGAAGAGGGGAAGGAAUAAAUAAAAUAAACCAGUUGUGAUUCAGGUAUCAGACUGGGCUGAGUGAUGCUUCUGAGAUUCCCUAGCAGCACAUUUUACACCAUUGAACCUUCUCUUCUGCCCACCUAUUGGCAGGAGGGGACCAGUACUUUAGACAUGACACUCCCCACCCCGACAGAUUCAGUGUGGUGAGGUGAAUGCAUCCAGUCUGGUGCUUUUGUUUAUCUCAAGACUCACAGGGAGAGAACUCACACUUUAGUCUAUGAUUAGGGGAAGAAGACAAGCCUUCCCUAACAAGCAAUUUUCCUAAAGUUCAAACUCCCCCUCCCACACACACACGGGGGAACAAACAUGCAAUCCCACCAUUACCUAAAGCAGGGGUGAGGGGCCAUUUUGAAGCCAAGGGCCAGUUUCCAGGGGUCUAAUGCUAGUGGAGGGCAUAGCCAGAGGCAGAAAGUAGGUCAAACAACUUUGACUCUUAUCUUUGUACAUCAGGUCACACAUUCCUGACACACACAAAAUCAGAGGUUUAAAUGCAAGCACAUGCAUUCUUUCCAUCACAUUUCAAUGGGGGGAGGGGGAGGAUCAAGCCAGACAAAAGCACUCAAGCAGAACCAAUGAAGCAGAACCAAAAGCACUCAAGCAGAACCAAUGAAGAGUGUGGCCCAAGGAGAGUCCUGAAGGCCAGAUGGAGUGGUCCACAGGGCCACAUCCAGCACCUGGGCCUGAGGUUCUCCACCCCUGAUGUAAAACCUGAAGUGGUACAAGUUACAGGUAGGUAGCCAUGUUGGUCUGCUGUAGUCAAAACAAAAUAAAAUAAUUCCUUCUAGUAGCACCUUAGAGACCAACUAAGUUUGUUAUUGGUAUGAGCUUUCGUGUGCAUGCACACUUCAGAUACCAAUAACAAACUUAGUUGGUCUCUAAGGUGCUACGGGACGCGGGUGGCGCUGUGGAUAAAACCUCAGUGCCUAGGACUUGCCGAUCGUAUGGUCGGUGGUUCGAAUCCCCGCGGCGGGGUGAGCUCCCGUCUUUCGGUCCCAGCUCCUGUCCACCUAGCAGUUCGAAAGCACACUUAAGUGCAAGUAGAUAAAUAGGUACCGCUUUAUAGCGGGAAGGUAAACGGCGUUUCCGUGUGCUGCACUGGUGCUGGCUCGCCAGAGCAGCUUCGUCACGCUGGCCACGUGACCCGGAAGUGUCUCCGGACAGCGCUGGCCCCCGGCCUCUUAAGUGAGAUGGGCGCACAACUCUAGAGUCGGACACGACUGGCCCGUACGGGCAGGGGUACCUUUACCUUUACCUUAAGGUGCUACUGGAAGGAAUUUUUUUAUUCUGAAGUGGUACAGCUUUGCUGUUAAAUUCUGCCAAAUGCAUACACUUGGCUUCCUGAUGACAACCCACAGUGACCUGGCUGCAGAACUGGGUAGUAAAGCUUUGGGAGAUGUCUUCAUGUACCCUAAAAUAUUAUUUUUGAACAGUGUGUUUUCCUCCCCUUUUCAAUUUAGAUCUCAACAAGCUCAUCAGCCACAGACUGCAAGGUAGAUUUCUUAUACAUAACCCUAUAUGUGUAUUCUAAUUUCUUGUUGUCUCUGUUUUAAAGGGGUUCUAGGGUGGAGCUUGUACUUUAUAGCAUUGAACACCACCCCAAUCUCUGAGCAGUGCAAGAUUCCAGGGAUUCCAGGCCUUUAUCCAGGGUUCAGUUUCCUCAGAAUGAGGGACAGCACAGACUGUGGUGUUCUCUAUGAUAUAUGCUUUAUAUAAAACCAUGGAGGAGAUCACAGCAUUAACACCCUAAGAGGGUCUUAGGAGGGUCUCUAGUAUUGUAGAGUUAGAAGGGACCCAACCCCCUGCAAUGCAGGAAUCUCAUCUAAAGCAUCCGUACAGAUGGCCAUCCAACCUUUGCUUAAAAACCUCCAAGGAAGGAGAGUCCACAACCUCCUGAGGGAGACCGUUCUACAGUCGAACAGCUGUUGCUAUCAGAAAGUUCUUCCUGAUGUUCAGUAGUAAUCUCCUUUCUUGUAACUUGAAUCUAUUGCACCUCGUGCCAUCCUGCCCAAGAUGGAUUCCAGUCUUCCUUCUUCCCAGAACACCCUGCUAAAAACUCUCUUUUCCUGUCUCCUCACACCUGUUCCCUGGCAAUCUUCCAAAUCCUUUUCUCUGGUGGGAAGGUGGAGAGAAGGUGGGAAGGUUUCUUGUCUUGUCAAUGGCUCUCAAUGACCCUGAAUUGUUUCUUAAUGGACCUAGCUUGGCAUAGGCUAGCUUAGGAAUUCCUAUGCAGCUUGUUUUUCUCAACAUCCCAAAUAAUGAAAAUCCUACCAUUCAUUAAUUUCUAGGGUUUAGGCCCUUCCCCACAAAAAUCUAUAACAUAGUAACAGCAGCAGUAGUAACAAGAAGCAGGUACAGCAACUGAAGCAGUAUAUUUGAUGUAUAUUCCUGGUAAUUCUCUGCUCUGUUUUUUAUGCUCUGCACCACAGUGUAUAGGUAAGGACAGCAGAAGCCCUGGCUUGCCAAAAGGUUACAGAAGUUCCUGUUCUUCUCUCCAUGAAGUACAAUGCAUGAAAAUAUUUUAAUUAGAAUCUUUCUUUCUGCUGUGAAUGUGACUGCUGCUUGCUUCUGUUUGUUUCUACGAUAAAGUGUAUUUGUUCUAAAAAAA
This is a messenger RNA of Podarcis lilfordi (Lilford's wall lizard), 56207 nucleotides long. The record is from the annotation of a GenBank genome assembly. NCBI's taxonomy places the organism in Eukaryota, Metazoa, Chordata, Lepidosauria, Squamata, Lacertidae.